ACAGAAUACAGAAAGAAAAAGAAUAAAGUUUUUUAAAGUAUAACCAAAAAAGUAAAAACUAAAAAGAAACAUACCAAAUAAAACGGUUAAAAAGACAUUAAUUUUCCAUAACCUAUCUUCCCUAUACUUAUUUCCCCGGACCUCCUCAUACCUCCCUUUUUUGUAUUCCAGUUCAAUUUGUUAGUUCAGCAAAUCCUUACCAUUAAACUUUUACCCAAUUGCAAACCUUUUUUCAUAUCUCUUAAAGCAUUACAGCUAAAAACCUCUUAGUUUCUAUCCAACAUCCUUCUAAGAUUCCUUAAUUUUACAAUAUUUCUGUAAAUAGUCUUUAAAUUUCUUCCAGUCUUCUUUCACCGACUCUUCUCUCUGGUCUCGGAUUCUGCCAGUCAUUUCCGCCAGUUCCAUCCAAAAACUCUGUUUUUCUUUGUGUUUCACGCUCUGCCAGGGACUGCUCUUCACCACCUUCCAGGCUGUGCCAGUCUCUUCGUCGCCUUCCAUCCUCUGCCAGGGACUCCUUCUCUUCCUCUCCAAGCCAAAGUGGAGAGACCAUUUUUUGUGCCUCCCUGGGUCCGCACCAACCCGGACAACCCAUAGGUAUGCCCCUGAAUGGGGGAAUCUCAACUAAAGCACCCACAGCAGAUUCACAGCUGUCAGCUUUCAGAUUUGAAAAUAAGGGAUCGAAAAUAAGGGAUCAGCAGGCUCACUUGUCCCAGGGACCGUCUACGGGAUAUCUAACAAUCCGGGAUAGCAGUGGGAAACGGCACUGGAAUAAGGGAAUUUCCAACCGUAAAAGGGAAGAUUGACAGCUAUGAGCAGAUUGCCACCCAACCUUUGCUUUAAAACAUCCAUCACAGAAAAUAGAUUGCUGCAUUUCAUGGAAGUUUCCAAACUUACCUAGGGAAUAAGCUUCAUCAAUAUGGCUUCCACAUAGGGUAAACUGAUAGGAAAAGAGUCGCCUGAUAAAUUUAUUAUCUCUUUCUUUUUAUCAGGAGUAUGUCCAGACAUGGGCCUGUUCUACACAAAAUGCUGUUAAGGGCACAGAGCAUCAAGGUCACUCGAGUCUUGUUGUCUGGGCAGCCAAGGUCCUCCAUACACACUGCCCAGGCUAUCGCCCUGGAGAGGUCACUUCGGUGCUACGAAUGCAGCAAACCAAGGCCACAUACGCAGAAAAGCAUCCCAGCAAUUUUAUGUUGCAAGAUUUACCCUUCUCCCAGUACAGAGCCCAUCUGCCACUAGCUGGUCAGUAAGACCAGCUUCCUUUGCCACCUCAUCUUCCACCGGCUGUGUACAUAUAAUUAUUGUGGGGAGGAGCUACCGUUAGAUAAAAUAUAGUCGAUAUGAGGGGCAGGUGUCUUACAGCUGCAACCAAAUAUAUAUAUAUAUAUAUAUAUAUAUAUAUAUAUAUAUAUAUAUAUAUAUAUAUAUAUAUAUAUAUAAAUAAUGUUCCUACAGCUUAAUUCUAAGUGUUGGACUGCAGUACUGGAAUACAGUAGAGUAAUUAUUAUUUUCUUGUGAACUGAUAUUUGAAUAAUGCCUUUCGUUUAGCUCAGUAUCUCUUGGCCAGAUAGAGCAUAAGAACCAAGAAACUAACCAUACCAUAGGUUCCAAGAAGUGAACUGAACAAUGGUAAACAAACCAUUAUGUUGCUAUUGUUACAUAAAUGUCCAUAGUUAUCUUAGCCUUGAGAAGGCUUCUAGAUGUCAAAACAUGUGUGGGGUUUUCUGCUCACAGUGGCUUUUGCUGCCUUAAAUAAGAACAUUUAACAUAAGCAGUAAGUUAUAUAUUAUAACUUAUAUUUCAGCAAUAUUGCUUGAAACUUGACCUUUUGCCUAAUAAAAUAUAUGUGCAUAAUUUAUUUAUGUAAAUUUAUGUAAAUUAUCUUAUUUCACUAUAGGAACAAACUUCGUUGCAAAGAACCUACUGGAUUUGAUAUACCAUCAUCUUCUAUAUUGUCUUUUAGAGUCUUGCCCGUGACAAUUUCCUCACACCUCUUUCACAUCUGUCACUAGCUGCCUUAUUUUUCACUUGUAAGUUAACUCAGGGCCUGGGACUCCAUCUAAUUAACUAAUCUUCUCCUCUGACCCUUAAAAGGCCAUAAGCAGCUUUUCCAAGCAAAGCGGGUGAGCCCUCGGGCAUGUGCAGUUUCAUUCUAAAAUGUCUGCCUUUUUUAAACCGCACACAUAUAAUUCUUCAUGACUGUUGUACAAACUCACAUUUAUUUUUAGAAAGGGUUCCUCUGUCUUUUUUAAUGUUUUGAGAAAUGGUUGUGUUACUACUUCUUAAAAGGCAAGUUAGCAGUUCCCAAAACUCAAGAGAAAGAGGGUUACUUAAUAAAUAAGAGAAAUAUCAUCCCAUGUGUUAAAAUGUUCGUGGAAAUGUGAACUUUUCUAUUGGUUGCAGCUGAGCAUAUUUACCAAUGUGAAUUCAGAAAACUGACAGCUUAAUUUUACAGUUCCUAUUUAGCAAGAUGCCAUGUGUAUCAUUUUCUGGUGGAUGCACACCGAAAAAAAUGAAAAGAAAACAAGACUAGUUAAUUAUUUUCUGAACACUUUCCUUGCUUUCUCUGAAGUAGAACAUGGCAAAUUAAGCACCAUUCUGACACUGGACUGAUUAUUUGGGAAGGCCCUGGGCUUGUUUAAAUAAAAUCUAGUAUUUUUAGGUGAGAAAAAGGUAUGUAGAGCACAGCAGAAAACAAAUAAAAUCCAAACCUUUUGUAAAUAUCUAUUAAUUACGGUUACAGAAACUGGGUUACUACCAUGUCUUUGCAUGGAGGACAGAUAUGGAGGUGGGACCAGAGCAACCAUUAGGCAGAUUGAGGCUUCUGCCUCGGCUGGCAAAAGCCUCCAAGUUGGCGCCCCAAUGGCCGCCCUGCCUGCUCUGUUGGCAUAUGAUCUUUCGGGCUUGAUCUUUCAAAACACAUGAGAUCUCACCCAAAAUCGAUGCCGGUGCUACUUCUCCGCAUAGCUGUCAACUUACAGAUUUGAAAAUAAGGGACCAGCAGCCUCAAAAAUAAGGGAUCAGCAGCCAAAAUAAGGGAUUUUAGUCAACCAGCAGCCAAACGAAGCCUCAAGCAGUGGCUCCCACAGCGCAGCAACCCUGCAAAGGGGAUGCAGCAAGGAAAACCACCGUCACCUCUCCGCUGGGAAGCACUGAGCAAAGGUGAGUCCCCAGGCAACGUGGCCGAUUUUAUUGGCACAAGGCAUGCAAGCUCCACCCCCCAGUCAUUCUUAGACUCCUUAUUAGGUGAGCAACACAGCCAAGCAACACAGUUGGAGCCUCCCUCCUCCUUGGCCAUCAGGGAGGGAGGGAGGGAGGGAGAGGAGCUGCUUCCUUUGAAACCCGGGAAAUUUACGGGACAUCAUCAGUCCGGGACAGCAGCGGGAAACGGCACUGGGAUAAGGGAGUUUCCCGCCAAAUAAGGGACGGUUGACAGCUAUGCUUCUCCGCAGGUGGCUGGGUGGUAUAGGUGGCAGCAGCAGUGACAGGGCAGGGCAUUUCGCCUCUAGCGGUGAAACGGCAAACACCACCACUAGGAGGAACACUGCAACAGCUAUAUAACAAGCACUCUGUGUGCAGUGAGGAAUCAUAGGGAAAGACGAAUGCUCAGCAUGUACCGUCCCUAGUUAGUGAUGGGGCCUAGCAUUUCUGCUUUCCUGCUUAGCAGCAGAUACUGCUAUUUUAUACUAAUCUAUUCCUGUUCCAAAGCAGGAGUAGGCUGUGUGCAAGGCCCAGGCUACUGAAUUCCUGAAUUGUAUGGAUGAAGGUGGUUUGAAUGAAAAAGCAGCAAAAAUUGUGGGCUCUUAUUGCUUAUCUUGUUACAACUCCAGGUUUAAAUUUGAAUUAAUACAACUUCAAAGCUAUUGCAAUUAACUAGAGAGCAGUUAAUUUUUGCUAUUCUCCCCCACUUCCCUGAAGCAUUGUGUGGGCUUAGCAUCUCAAUAAUGCAUGCAUAUGUGAGCUUAAUAGGUAGCCCAGGAAAUAGAUGGGGGGUGAGAAAUGUCUUUGGAAUAUUCUAUAGAGAAUUUUUAUCAUAAUCUACAGCACAAUUCUAACCAUAUCUACCCAGAAGUAAGUUCAACUGAAUCCAGUUGGGCUUGCUUCUGGGUAAGUGGGGUUAGGGUUGGAGUCUUAGGCUUUUUUCUUAUGGGAUAUUCUUUUGAAUCAAUCUAGUAGGUGAACAACUUUUAAAAUACUGUGAAGUGUUUUUCUUUUGAAAAUCAGCCUGCUUUAAUAGGGUGUUUGACCUGGGAACAAUGACAAACGUUGUGGCAUAUGUCUGAAGAAUGUUACAGGACAUUGUAUUCAAAUUUGGAGGAUGUUUAUAUUUGCGAUCUUACCUAAGUGGUAAAUAUCAAGAAGCAUUUGGGUGACUAUUUUGUUCUUUUGUUUCCCUUGGGUAAGGACAUGUUUACAUAUGCAUGUUUAUAGCUGAUGAUUGUGGCAACAAAUGAUCAUCACAAUUCAGACAGAAACUUUGACUAACUUGUGUCAGCUCCAACAGAACGUUUUUCAGUUAAAUUUGUUUUAGCAGGUGUAAAGUAGCCAGACCCUCAAAAUGUUAUUCAAGUUAAUAGAGAAAUACGAGCUGAGAAAUAGGAGACCCUUUAGUGUUAUUAAUUUGUCUAUUGCUAUUCAUAGAAUCAUAGAUUUGGAGGGGCUCCCAAGGGCCAUCUAGUCCAACCCCCUGCAAUGCAGGAAUCUCAAUUAACACAUCCAUUACAGAUGGCCAUCCAAGCUCUGCUUAAAAACCUCCAAGGAAGGAGAGUCCCCCACUUUCUGAGGAGUCCGUUCCACUGUUGAACAGCUCUUACCAUCAUAAAGUUACAGUGGUACCUCUGGUUACGUGCUUAAUUCAUUCUGCAGGUCCGUACUUAACCUGAAACUGUUCUUAACCUGAAGCACCACUUUAGCUAAUGGGGCCUCCUGCUGCUGCCGCGCCACCGGAGCACGAUUUCUGUUCUCAUCCUAUAGCAAAGUUCUUAACCUGAAGCACUAUUUCUGGGUUAGCGGAGUCUGUAACCUGAAACGUAUGUAACCUGAAGCAUAUGUAACCCGAAGUACCACUGUAUUCCUGAUGCUUAGAAUCUCAUUUCUUUCACUGUUGCCACUUUAUCUGCAAAAGAGCAAGCCUGUUAAGUAAAAUCUUGAUUGUUUGCUGUCACAUUCUCUGAAUCUGUCUACAGUCAACAAUAGAUGUUUUCCAUGGGGGGGGGGAAAUCAAAACCACAUUCCAAAAUAAUUUUCAGUGUUAGUCUUCCCAAAUAAAUCUGAGAAGAAGAAAGGCCAUUGAGAGGCAAUGGUUUUAACAAGCAACCGUUUUUAUUUACAAUGAGGAAACAAUGUUGCUUCCAUAUUAUCUGUUUAAUCUGGAAUUGCUAUCUUCAUGCACUCACUUGUAAAGAAGAAUACAGGCAUUGUUCCCAACAUGUUGCAUAUCAUUGUUUUCUGUAUUGUCUUCCCAUCUUUUUUCAAGCCUAGUUUAAAAUGCAAUUGCAACACUAGUGUGGACUGGUGAAGUGUUAUGGUAGCUAUUUAGGGUUAUACUGUAGUGUGAUUAUCUAUAAACAUUCUCCCUAUGAUUUCUAUCCUGUAUUUGUUUCCUGUUGAGCAGGAAUAUAACAUUACCAUAUUGUCCCUUAUUUGGUAAGUUCCUGUUCCAAAAGGCAGAUGCUGGUUUCUUCACAUUAAUUUUUUUCUUCGCUUUGUAAAUUUUAAACACUAUCUAGCUAUCUUAACACAAAAACAAAAAAAUGGAAAACUAUGGAGAAUUUGAAUUGGCUAACAAAGAGCAAUUAUUUAGUAAUAUCGUGGUUGCUGAACAAGAAGUAAUUACAGGGGCAGAGAUCACAAAGAGGAAGCUUUUAAUUCUAGUUUUACAGAACCAUUACCAUUACAGAAAGUUUUACAGAACCAUCACUGAAUGGAAUAAACAUAAAAGGAUAUUGGCCAAGGCUGGGGAUUGGUGUUGUCAGAAAAUAUAUUUUUUUUCUUUAAUUUUUUUUUAUCAAUUUUCCAAAUUUAAAACAAACACACAAAAAGAAAAAAAAAACAUUACAGUAUUAGAACUAAAAACAAACAAACAUAUAAACACCUAACUGUUAAAGGCCCAAUUUAGUUUACAUUGUUAAGUGACUUCCUCAAAUCCCUCCUAACUGAAUUUCAAUAAAUCUCAUUGUAACAGUUUUCCAAUAUCUAUUUUCCAAUAAAAUUUACUUAUUCAAAUUUCCAUCUUCCUUCCUUUUCAUAAUAUUUUCAGUCCUUAAUGUUAUAAAAUUCAACAUAUUUUAAUCCUAGGCCAAUUUGGUACUUACAAGUGAUUCUACUUAUGUUAUAUUCAAAUAUCUAGCUAAAUAGUCCUUAAAUUUCUUCCACUCUUCUUGAUAUUCCUCCUCUUUCUGAUCGCGGAUUCUUCCAGUCAGGUCAGCCAGCUCCAAAAAGUCCAACAUCUUCAUCUGCCAUUCUUCCACUGUUGGAGAAAAUAUAGCAGUAUAUUAAGUUCCACAGGAAAUCAACUCUGGCUAGUUCAGCUCUGGCUGGUUCACCUGCUACGGCCCCUUUUGGGGCUGAGAUGACUAGGCCACUGUACCCCAGAUUGGAUUAUUGUAAUGCAUUCUAUUUGCAUUCUGUAACUUCCAGAUUAGAUUAUUGUAAUGCAUUCUAUGUGGCACUGCCCUUGAAGGUGACUCAGAAACUAGUCCACAAUGCAGUGGCCAGAAUAUUGGCUGGGGUUCUGUUCAGAGCUCAUAUAACCCACAUUUUAAACAGCUGCACUGGUUGCCAGCUCAUUCUUGGGCCCAAUUCAAGGUGCUUACGUUAUUGUUUAAGGCCCUAAGCAACUCAGGCCCCUAAUACCCCAAAUACUGCUCCUUCCCUACACAUCCUCUUGUGUAUUCCGAUCAGUGGAGGGAGCCUUCUUGGUUGUUCCACCACCCUUAGAAGCUUGGAGGGUGGCACCUUCUGUAUGCAGCUUUCAGCAAAUGUGCUUUAUAUGUGUAAUUUUAAGUUGUUUGUAAUAUUGUAUUUUAAUUAUUGUAGACUGCCCUAGGACUGUAAGGUGAAGAGCAGGUCAUAAAUUGUAAUAAUGUCGUAAUCAUAAUAAAUAUAUGAUAGGUAUACCUAAACUCUAAGAAGCCAGGAUUUCCAGCUGUGUCAAAGUAUUUGUUCAUUUACAGGUAGUAAUGGGAAAUAUAACCCCAGGGUUUAUAAUUCUGAAAAAGGCAAGUAUACCACUCCAAAUCUGAGACUACUGUUCAAAAGAUUUUACAGUGGAAACCCAUAUAUGCCUACUCAGAAGUAUGUCCCACUGAGUCCAAUUGAGUUUACUGCCAGAUAACUUGUGUAUAGUAUUGUUGCUUUAUUCAGUAUGGGUUGCUGUCCAGGAAAAGAGUUUUGAUCCCCCAAAACUGAGAAUACAGCUGCCCCCAAAUACUGUUUUUUUAAAAUGUAUGUUCACGAGGAAAUAGCAAGUGUGGAAAGAUUUUUUACUUUCUAAAUAUUGAGACAAAAAAAACCCAUAUUAAGUCUCAAAUUAAGCUUACAGGUAAAGGAGAGGAAGAAUAAUAGUUUAUUAAAGGAGGGCAUAGAACAUGCUUCCAGAUCAUGCUAUAGCAGGGCAUCUAUUUUUUUGAAAUUUAAUACUUCUGCAAUAGCCAGGUAUUUUUAUGCCUGGUCACAUUAUUUUUAUCUUUCUAUGUUUGAUGAGAACAUUGGGAAAACAGUAGUAUAGUGGGGGCAUUUUUAGUUUAUGAUCUUGGCGUUCUAUGUAAUGAUUGAAGCAGGUUCCAGAGUAAUGGAUGAGGGUCUGUAGUUCAUUUUUUAUGUUUCAAAGAAUAAGUUAUUGCUACAGUAAGUAGGCUGUCAGUGUAAUUAAAGAUGGCUUGUGAGCUUUGUGUAACCUUAACCAUUGAUUUAUGGAUGUAUAGUGCAUUAUGUAUAGAGAAUUCCAACUCCACCUUGUUCCUGGCAAAUAUAUGAAACCUACUGCAUGUGGUCAAAGAGAUGCAAUCCUAAAUUGGGACCUAGAGUUGUAUUCCAAUCUCUACGCAAACAAAGCAACUCUGGAUGAGUUUGGUAAAUCGCUACCUCUUUCGCUUUCUUAACCACACAUGAAAUAAGCAUAAUAGUUGCCACCCCUGCAUGGUUAUUUAUAAAAUAUAGUACAAUAGAACUGUUCUGUAAAUCAUAAUUUUAUCCAUCUAUAUUGUUGAAAGAAGGCUGUAAUUCUAAACACACUCCCUGGGGAGUAAAAACCCCAUUGAACACAAUGGGAUUUGCUUCCAAGUAAACAUUUAUUGGUGUGUGCUGUCACACUAAUUGCCUGAUGUUCAUUUGCAGCCCCAGGCUUUGGGCCAUAUGUGGGAACAGAAAAUACUUCCUGGCAUAUUCUCUGAGGAAAGGGGAUCACCUUGCCUACUCCAACCCUGUCUGCAGCCCCUUGCACCAUACUGUCCAUUGUGCCAAUAUUAUAUUGCCAGAGUGUCUAACAAAGCAGUAGGAAACAAAACAACAACAACAACAAAAUGAUGUGAAAGAAGACAGGUACAGUAUUUCAGUUCUAAGCCAUGUAGGACUUUAACCAUUAAGACAAGAGCUUUGAAUUGAGCAUGGUGCUUUACUGGGGGGCCCUGGAGUUUUUCAGUACAGCUGAGCUAUGGUGUCUUCAUGCUGUGAUUCUUUUUCUUUGCAGUAUUUUCCGUUCACUAGAGCAAGUGAUAUUCCACAAAUUUGCUGCUGCACUGUUGCAGUACCCAAACAAUUAGGUUGGUGUUUGUAUAUGUGUUUGCUUUGCAGUAGUUUGCCUCCUUCCCAUGAUUCAUUAGAACUAAAUCCAGGUCCCUUGAACUCCCUGUACUAUUAUCAUAACUAGAUAUUUAUUUAGUAGUCAGUGUAGUCAGUUAUAUCACUGAAAUCGUUAAACCUUCUAGCCAUUGUACACCAGGGCUAAUUCAACAGUGUGCUAAAAAUGUACAAAGCAUUCCAUCUAGUUUUGUAAAUCUUCUUUCUCUUUAUGACUUCCACCUCCAUUUCAACAGGAAUUACCAGUAUUUUCUAUUUUAAACCAGCCCCCACUUAAAAUCCCAUUCUAAUCCACAUUUCCUUUACUUGCCAUCUUUUCCAGCAUAACUGUUAGAUUUUAAAGCAAAAGUAGGUGCUGAAUAAUUUGGACUUGCAUGCCUGAUAUAUUGCAGGCUACAAUUAACUAGCAGUGACAGCGGAUCAAAGAAAGAACAUAUAAAUGUUCUUUUGCCAUCUUAGUCACCGACCUUAAGCAACAUAGUGCAGGAAUUAUGCAACUCCUACAAGGUUUAAAUGGUCUGGAAAGGCUCAGUGUGAGCCAUUUUUGAAGCUCCACAAACAUUGGGCUAAUGUUUAUUAUAAUUCCAUGUUUAGUGUACCCGUCUCCUGACAACCAGCAUAGAGAGAUGUUAACAUUCUUUAGAGUUGGCUAAGCAAGAUUUGGGCAUGGAGCAAGUUUUUCUUCUUGAUUUAUAUAUGUAAAAAAAAAAAUUAUACGCCACACAUCAAUACAAAAUAUUUUGCGGGCAAAUAAAACAGAUAGAACAAACUACGGAACACACUGCAUAAUAAACCAACAAUCAAGUCCAAAGAUGGCUGAUAAAAGCAGUGUAAUUAGAACAGAUAAUAAUGAGUUAAAAGGCCUGGGCAGAAAGGUCUUCAGUGGACCUUGAAAAUACAUCAAAGUAGACACCAGGCAAACUUUUAUGGCAAGAGCUUUCCACCAGCAGAGUACCCCCUUGAAAGCCUUUUCCUCUCAUCAGCACCCAGGUGAGAGGAGAAGUUGGAGGAUGGCAUCCAAAGGUGAUCACUCUGUAUGGGUAGGCUUGUACCAGAGCAGAAUUCCGUGAGGGAAGGUGAAAAAUAAAUAAAAGUAAACAAAUACAUUUUGAAGGCUGCUGAAAAGUUUGGGAAAUUAAGGGGGUUAUAUUCCGCCGACUCCUCUGCUGGCAUGUACCUUAGGGGCAUUAGGGCUACCAAUACAGUUUAUAUCACCUUGGUGAUACAAGGUUUCCAAAAUGAGGCAGGAUAUUGUGAAAUAUGUUGGUCUGCUGCAUUGAAUGCUAAAUGCAGACUCUGGUCCCUGUCCUAUUGUUCUUGGUUUGGCUCCUGCUUGAUCACCAAAAUACCCAGAGCCUGUCCAUUGGAAUUAUUUCAAAUGCACCCAAUGUCCUAAAACUGGUCCUAGAUCACAGUUUAAGAUUGGACUUGCUUUCCUAGGUGGGUGAUUUAUUUAUUUUUGCAUACAAGACCACUGAAAUGGCCAUGAGGACUACAGUCCAGCACAUGUUUACUCCCCAUCAGUUUCAAUGAGAUUUGAAUGUAGUAAACUAUGUGGGACUGUACCUUAAUGCUACAAUCCAUGCAAAGUUAUUAGGUUCCAUUCAACAACUUGGGGCAGACCUUCAAUGAAAGAUGUGUAGGAGCCAAAAUUGUUUAGUGAAGUUGCAUUGAAGAGAAACUGCUGGGUGGAAAGAAAACAAGGCCAUAUUUGACGUGAUUGAAAGGGAGUAGGCAAGCUCUGGUACAGAUAAGAAAACAUUAGAAAAAUCAGGAGAUGGAGAAUGCAACAAAUGCUGUAGCGGCUUCAAAGAGAAUUGUAGAUUAAGCACUUGUGCCUAGCUGACAAUGUAAAAUAGGGUAGCAACAAAUGAGACUAACUGCGCAUGUCAAAAGGUGUAAACUGCUAAUUGGUUAGUGUCACUAAAAUAUACUUUCUGUGUUGAACUAACAUAAUGAAGGGGUUGGUUUUAUGAUUUUAGGUUGCUAUAUCUAUGCUCGUUUUGCAUCUGAAUCCUUUGUAGCGACUUCUGCAUAGGGGUUGCCACCUUGGACAUGCAAUAAAUGUUUAUUGAUUCAUACCUUCUUAUUAUUGACCUCCAGUAUGGGAACUUAGAAUUCCUCUACAGGUGUACAGGAGUAGAAAGCAGACGCCCUAAAUUUUAGCUGAAACCAUUUAGCUGAAAUUCUACUUCCUUGCCCACCCAUCCCCUUGGCUUGUUUCUACAGGUGCAGAUAUGAAUAGAGGCCAGAAGUUAAGCAGAAAUGCUUACUUAAUGUUCCUUUUAAAUUAUCAGUCAACAUGGGACACAGUGUAAUUUUAUUGGGUUGACAUUUUAAUAGUUGCCCUAGUACACCAAGUCCUCCAUUAGAGCACAGCCUCUUUAUGUUCAUCAGGCUUGCACUGAUUAUGUGUCUCUGCUACCAUUCAUUCUCUUUGUGGCAAAUGCUCUAUUUAGGUAAAUUCCACUCCGUGAGUUGCAUAAAACGGAUGUUAAGGAUAGGUAGGUAGUUAAGGAUAGGUAAAGGUAAAGGGACCCCUGACCCUUAGGUCCAGUCGUGACCGACUCUGGGGUUGCGGUGCUCAUCUCACUUUACUGGCCAAGGGAGCCGGCGUACAGCUUCCGGGUCAUGUGGCCAGCAUGACUAACCAGAGCACCACACGGAAACGCCGUUUACCUUCCCGCCGGAGCGGUACCUCUUUAUCUGCUUGCACUUUGACAUGCUUUCGAACUGCUAGGUUGGCAGUUAAGGAUAUAAAAGAGCAAAUAUAACUGGAGUAUAUGUAUGCAGAGUCCCUUAGGAAGAUCAGUGACAUAAAAAUUAUAAGUCUCUUUUAGGGGUAGGGAACUUGUGGCCAGCCAUUAUUGGGACUCCAACUCCAGUCAACAUGGCUUGCUUUAAAGCUACACAGUGUUUCCUACCUCCCUUUACUUCCCAGGGUAGGAAUCACACACAUUUCCUUAGUCACACGAAACAGAUUAAAAUAUAAUAGAAGUUGCCUUCUUGGCCCCAUAGUAAUCAACCUCAGGAUAACAAUGUUCAGUUUCUUCCCUUAUGUUCUUUCUUUCUUUGGUUUUUGGUGUUUGAACUCAUGCUUACUGCACAGCCUAGAUGCCGUUUUAUAAACCCAGUAUGUUGAGAUCUGUGAAUAAUCAGACUGCAUGUCUGUAGACUCCCUGGGCAUUUUCAACCCAUAAAACAAGGGUAACAUGUAAAUACAGAGGAAAAAUUGGACAACCAAGCUUUACACAGCUGUUCCUGCUCCCAUUGGGGCCCAUUAAAUGCUAUACAAACAAAGCUGCCUCUCAUUUAGGACUCGGCUAGCAUGCUUUUUGUUGUUGUUUUUUCAUAAUGCCAUAAAUUGUUUUCAAGUGAUGUCGUCAUGAUUUUUUGAUGUUUACUUUCUAUGGUUUGAACCAGAAUUGUGGGGUGUCUAAUAGCAAAACUUGGACAAGUUUUAUGUAAGUGCAGUUUUGCCGUGAAAAUGGAUUCUGAGUGAGGCCAUUCCUCGUUUCACGUCUCUUGAUUACAUGAAAUGAAUGCAUUUACAGGUCCUAAAAACAGCAGAACUCAAAUACCUUAUGAAUCAGAUUUGGCUUCUCUACCUUUGUUAUGGAUUUAGGCUACAAUCUAAACCCCACUUACCUGGGAAUAGGGUUGGGGGAGAAAUUUGAUUCAGUUUGCAUUUAAAGCCAAAUUUAUCAAAUGUGCAUUUUCUGAAACAGUACGAGAACCAAAACAUAGCCAACCUUCAAAAUUCACAAGUAUCUGAAUUUUACAAUGCCGUUCUCAAUCCAGCCAGUGCAUAUAUGGGGGGGGGGAUGUGUAAAACAAAUAUAUUAGUAAAAAUAACAUACAAAAAUGCAUUACAUUAGGAUUAUAUUGCUUGCAAAUAUCUGUACAUUAGUCAAAACUGCAUACCAAAAUGUGUUUAUUAGGAGAAAGUGUUGAAGAAUUUUCAUGAGGAUUUUUUUAAAAUUGCAAAUUGAUGUAGAAACACAGAGAAUUGAAUUUACUAUUGGAACAGUGGGAAACUGAGGGAACUAAAAUUGAUAGUUUCUUCUAUCCUUACAUGGGAGUAAGCCCCAUUGAUUUUUGUAGGGUUUACUUCUGAGUAGACAAGCUUUGGAUUGUAUUUACUUUUAACCUUGGUAUGAAAUUGAUUUGCUGCAUUGAUCUGUGUACUGGCGAGCAAUAUACUAAUAAGAUUCCUGGAAACCAGUAGUUUUGUUAAUCUGUUUUAUGUUAUGUAUCAAAUGCAUUUAUAUAGUGUCUUUGAUAUUUCUGAACCUGUAAUGAAAGUAAGGGCAUAAUGUAUAGGAGUGUGUGUGUGUUCUGCAUCACAGUAGAGAUACUGACUGUAUCAGCAGUCCUUAUAUGUUCUGCUACAAUUAGUUGCAAUGUACCAUAUGUAUCCCUAAAUUUUAAUAUGCUUUCCCAGUUGAUUAAAUGUUCCCAUGGAGUUCAAAGCAGACAUUAUUGGGUAGCCAUGCUUCUUCACAGAUUGGUUUGGAGAUCUUAUUUUCACAACAUAAGGUGGAUGCAGAUGCCGUUAACUGAACUCUUCCCCACCUUACUUUCUGCAUUACGUUGCUUCAGGCACACAUUUCGCAUAUCUGAAGUGAAUCUCGUCAUGUGUGAAGUGAGAAAGCAAAAUGGGAAAAGGUUCGGUUUCCCCUUAACAUCAUGUCCCCCUUUUGCUUUAAAUGUAGAUGACAGACUCAUGACCAAACAAGCAUGUUUGCUCCAUAGCAUCUAUUCUGGUCCAGAAUGCAGUUAGUACAUGACAAAUUGCUCCAUUAUUGGGCACAUUAGGACAUUCUGCAGUUCUUGUUGAAUUGUUAAUACUGACUACAUCUACCUUUCAAGCACAAUGUGUUUUGGAAUCCAUCUUCCAGUACUGGAAGGACAAAUUGUUCUUCACGGUAAAUAUAUCUGUGCUCAAAUGUAAAUGAUUUCUGCCUCAUGUGUUCUGCCUUAUAGUCACAGCCUUAUAGUCACGGCACGACACAGUGCUUUUUUCACGCAUCAACACACCCAUCUCAAAUUUGAGUGUCUCCUCCUAGUUUACCUCCAGGCCAGGAAGUUCUUCCUUAGUGUCUCUUAGACUAGGGUGUUCCUCUUUGGUUGAAAUGUUCUGAAUUCCAUGUAAUGCUAGUAGAUAAGAAAGAAAGCUCAGCUGAAGAAUUAUUGUAAUAAAAAGAUGGAAUUAACGGCUAAUUUGCUAAUGAGAUUUAUUUUGGGCGGAGGGGGUAAAGGUGGUGUGUUUUAAAACCCUUUCCUGAAAACUUCAGAGGUCUCUCCAUUUGCAGAGGCCUCCUUAAAACUGUCUUCCUCCAGCCGAUUCUUGUGUCCCGUGUGACUACAUGCCACAUACUCACUUUACUAAAAGGGGAAGUGAUUACAAUGGUAGUGCAAAGCAGAAAGUGCAAAAUCAAUAAGACUGAGUUCAACUUUCUCCAACUCUUGUGGUUUCUCAUAACACGAGGCUAAUAUGAAGACAUCUAUUAUACAGGGAAGAACUGAAUACAUAUGUCAUAUUUUUCAACACAUAAACCGGGUGUGUGUGUGUGUGUGUGUGUGUGUAGCUUAUUUUCUUCAGAUUAUAUAUACUCUGCCUACUAAAUGAACUUUCUGAGAGACUGCUCAGUGCCUCUCAGCCUAAGCUACCAUUAAAUGAGGAGGGGGAGAACCAUGUAUGCCACCUUGAGCUCCUUGCAGGGGGAAAAGUAGGAUAUAAAUGCAAUGUAUGUAUUUUUCCGUCUAUAAGACACCCCCCUGUAUAAGACGACCCCCUUUCUUUUUUAAUCCAAAAUUAAGUUGUUUAGCUUUUUAGGGGUGGGGUGGGGGAGGUCACUUCCGCCAAUCGCUCACCCGCCUUCCUGCCACUGCCGAUUGCUUGCCACAGCCACUGCCAAUCGCACACCUCGCUACAGCCGUCAAUCGUCUGCCCAAUUGCCGCAGCCACAGCCAAUCGCCAGCAGGCCUUGCCGCAACCACCAAUCGCCGCUGCCAAUCUCCUGCUUGCUGCUGCCAUUAAUCGCACCUCCCCCCCCUCUGCAUUCACUAUCUGUGUAUAAGACGACACCCAAUUUUUGCCUAGUUUUUUUUAAGUGAAAAGCAUCGUCUUAUACACAGAAAAAUACUGUAGGUAGAUAAGUAAAUAAGUAAGUAAGUAAAAUCAUUGAUGGGGAACCUGAAACCUGGGGGGCAAAUAUGGGCCUUCAGGCAUCUCUGUCAGCCCCUUUAACUCUCCCCAGGCCAUAUCCCUCCUUGACAUGGCUGCAAUGUAGCUUUGAACUCUGAAAAUGUGUAUUGCUUACCUGGGUGACGGAUACAGAGGGGCGUGUGAGUGUGUGUAGAACCUAGCCUACUAUAGAAAGAUAAAAAUCGCAGUUGUUGUUCCGCCCACUUUUGCCUGUGGCUGUGUCUGCCACCAGCAUGGAAAGCCCAGAAAGCCACCCAAAAGGACAUGCAGUCCUUGGGCUGAGAACUCCCCCUGCCCCAGCAAUAGACAGCAUGACCAAUGUCCAUAAUUGCAACAAGAAUAUGUAUGUUUCCCCCAGUCCAUAAAUGGCUGUCCAAGCAGCAGGAUGUUCAGUCUGACAAGUCAGUGCUUUCUCACUCAGUUCCUGGCCCAGAUAGCAGAGGCAGGCAGUGAUGGAAGCCUCCCUCAAGGCCACAGAUAUUUCAGUUGCUGCUCUAGGCCCAUGGUCCAUGCCCAUGCAGAGCUUGUCUGAGGCCUGCAGGUGGGGGGGGGAGUCUUGUCCACGGGAUGUGCCACCGUGGCACCACCACCUAAUCUGUUCUGACACUAUACACUAGUACGCAGUAACCGUUAGUUUCUGUUUUGCCACUGAGCAGCUGCUUGGAAUCACAGGACUCUGUUUACAUUCCAGAGUCCUUCCAGACUGUUGGAAGUCUCACAGGAGACGGGAGACAGGAUGUGACGUUAGUGGUUUCCUGUUUCCUUUGUUCAGUUGCUCUCUGCUUUCAAGGAGAGAGGAUGUCUUUUCUGUCUGCGUAGCUUAGAAAUAAAACUCUUUGCAAUGUAGCCCAAACCUCUCGUCUCUUUCCUGUGCUGGAAACUCUGCUGAAGAAUGUGCCUGAGGCCUUAUCAAAGGCUCAGGUCGUUAAACACGUUGGGAGGCGAUUCUGAAGGACUCGGGGGAAGAAAAUGAGCUUUAUCAGCUUGGCCGAGCGGAGAUCCUGACUGUAACAUGGGUCCAAAUUUUACUGUUGAAGCGUUGCAGUGCAUACAAACUGGCAUGGGCAUUUUCCCAUGGUUGUUAAGCCCAUUAAGACCCCGGUCAUUUAGGAGGCAUGGGGUGUUCUUGACAUGACAACGUGAGUGGCUGCCCGCAUGCUCUGCCUUUGCUUUUUCCUUUCAGACCAGGGCUUCCUCAAUGCUCAGGACUUUCCCAUAAGAUUCUGGCUCUCUUGGCCAAUGCAGAGGGUGCUGUGGCAACAAAGUUAUUAGAAGCCUCCCCCCACCCCACCCCCAUUCUUUGGUAUAAUGAGUAUCUCAUACAAAAUAUGUUUACUUGGGCAUUAGGUCAUUACUACUGCUUGAAAUCUCAGUUGUUUAGUCUUCCCAGUUGUACAAUUCCCAUUAGCACUGCUGAGACUUAACAGCAAGUAUCAAGAGGAGUACAUAAUAGAAACUAGACCAAAGGGAAUGUGACAGGCUAGUUAAUAGAUGAUUAGAAUAGAGGAGCUUUAAGCUUGAUUCUCCCUUGGCUAUGUACUUCACUGCGUUGUGACAUACAGAGAGAGCGUCACCUCCAGGGACAAGAUUCAGAGCAAGAUUCAGAGCUAUUAACCUUCCUACUACAGAAGUUGAGGCUUUCUAAUUAAGCAAAUAGGAGGGCUGGCAACUCUGCUGCAAGCUGAGCUUGCAUAUUCAACAGUUUGCUAGUUAAAGCUGAGCUCUGCUUGUGGUGAUAUUGGCAAUUACAGAGCUUAAUGAAAAGAUGCUUUAUCAUCUAAUUCAAAUAUGCUGGAAAGUGGGGGACUUGCCACCAAAUAUUUGGCUGCUUAGUGUAAAUAAGGUGGGUGGGGGUAGACCUGCAGUCCUGGAGCUGUACCUAGACCCCAACUCCCAUCAUUCCUGACUCUUGGCCAGACAGACUGGGACCAAUGGAAGUUGGGGGCCCACGGCAUCUGCAUAAUCAUCACUUAGCUCCCCCCGCCGCCGCCGCCGCCAGCUUGAAUUUAGUGGUCAAAUUCACACACUAGCAAGUUUGGAGUCUCUUACAACAGCUUCCAUUUGAUAUUUCAUAGUAUUUCCUACAGUUAUUACAGCGAACAAUGGAAUAUUUAUAUUAUGAUCAGGUAUUUCCCUCCAGAAAUAGCCAUGUCUUCUGGGUGAUGAAAUUUUGUACCUUUCAGAAACAAUAAUGAGAUGUACUCUGAUGUUCUGAGCUGCGUAGGGUUGCCAACUGGACAGGGAAAGAACAAGCCUUUCAUUUUCUUGUGCCUUUAACAUAGGUUUGAUAUGCAUACAUCAGCAGGUCGAUUUUUCUUCACAUGAAACUAAAGUUUAUCUCCUGCUAAUUGCUGUUGGGGGACACGGGUGGUGCUGUGGGUUAAACCACAGAGCCUAGGACUUGCCGAUCAGAAGGUCGGUGGUUCGAAUCCUCGUGACGGGGUGAGCUCCCGUGGCCCGGUCCCUGCUCCUGCCAACCUAGCAGUUCGAAAGCACGUCAAAGUGAAAGUAGAUAAAUAGGUACCGCUCCGGCGGGAAGGUAAAUGGCGUUUCCAUGCGCUGCUCUGGUUCGCCAGAAGCGGCUUAGUCAUGCUGGCCACAUGACCCUGAAGCUGUGCGCCGGCUCCCUCGGCCAGUAAAGCGAGAUGAGCACCACAACCCCAGAGUCGGCCACGACUGGACCUAAUGGUCAGGGGUCCCUUUACCUUUUAAUUGCUGUUGAUCAAUCUUCACCUUAAGGGAAGAUAGUUCCUGGGAGGAAGGAAUUCAAAUGAUGGCAUCUCUAGAACUAUGGAAGAACGGACGCACACAGUUGGACAUACCUUUGGAGUUCUAGAAUAAACAAAAGCUCUACAUUGCCAUCUGAUAACCUUAUGAGAAAUAGUUGAACUGCUAAAUUGUUCAACUCCUUGUAAGGUCAAGAUAUUAUGUAAUUUUUAUGUUGCUGCUGCAGAAAGUGGCAUAAAUUUAGCGGGUGUGGUUUACGGUUUCCUGAUCAAAGACAGAAGGAAGGGAAGGCAGGAUACACAGAAUACAUAGAAAGCUGCCUCAGACCAUUGGUCCAUUUAGCGCAGAAUCGUCUUCACUGACUGGCAGCAUCUCUCCAGGGUCUGAGGCAGAGGACAUUCCAAGUUCUACCUGGAGAUCCUGGGCAUUGAAGCUGGUACCUUUUUCACCUUUGCAGUGCAGUUCCAACCAUGUUCAUUACUUGGUAGUUAGAUCCAGUGUGAUUUAAGUUAAAUUUUCUUUCACGGAAAGAGGUUUACAGCCUCAGAAUGGAAAGGAAGGGAAUGUUGUCGCGGAGAUGAGAUCUAUCAGUGGCUCUUUACCAUAAUAGCAACAGGCAGGAACGGGGAACCUCUGGCCCUCCAGCUAAAGCAAAUUUUACCUCUUUAAAAAUCAGAAUGAACCACUCAUUUGUGAACAUGCUCUAAGGUUGCAGUCCUGUGUUCACUUACCAAGAAGCAAGUUCCGUUGAACAUAACCUCUGGCAGUUGCUGCAUUUUUAAUUGUCAGUGAUUCACUGAUACUGCAAUAUGUUUUUGAUUGUUUAAAAUGAAGUUGUGAGGUUUGAGUAUAUUGCAUAGAAAACAAGCUAUAAAUGUAUUAAAUACAAAUAAACAUGCCUAUGAUCAGGAACAGCAUCUUAAAAAGCAGAGACAUCACCUUGCCAACAAAGGUCCUUAUAGUUAAAGCUAUGGUUUUCCCAGUAGUGAUGUAUGGAAGUAAGAGCUGGACCAUAAAGAAGGCUGAUCGCCGAAGAAUUGAUGCUUUUGAAUUAUGGUGCUGGAGGAGACUCUUGAGAGUCCCAUGGAUUGCAAGAAGAUCAAACCUAUCCAUUCCUAAGGAAAUCAGCCCUGAGUGCUCACUGGAAGGACAGAUUGUGAAGCUGAGGCUCCAAUACUUUGGCCACCUCAUGAGAAGAGAAGACUCCCUGGAAAAGACCCUGAUGUUGGGAAAGAUUGAGGGCACAAGGAGAAGGGGACGACAGAGGACAUGAUGGUUGGACAGUGUUCUCGAAGCUACCAGCAUGAGUUUGACCAAACUGCGGGAGGCAGUGGAAGACAGGAGUGCCUGGCGUGCUCUGGUUCAUGGGGUCAUGAAGAGUUGGACACGACUAAACAACUAAACAACAACAACAAUGAUCAGGAACAGAAAAAUCUCUUUGUGUAUAUAAGGAAACCUGGGAGUUCUUGAUGAAGCUAGUGCUGUAAGUUAUUUCUCUCCUCUUACCACCAUCUAGUGGGGAAGUAGAACAUGUUCUUCUACAGCAUACUGCAGGGAGGGAGAAGAAUAACCUGAGUCAUGUAUCCAAAUCAGACCAAAGAAAUGUACUUCUGUGACAACCAUAAGGGCUUUGAUACAUAAGUAUAUCCAGCAGUCCUGCUCUCCUUUUAUAAAAACUGCUUGUUAACUUGAUGCAAAGAAAACUGAGUCUUUGGAAAUAGCAAGGACAGGAGAAGGGAUUAUUUUGUGGUUGUGUAAUGGAUGACGGGGGGGGGGGGAGAUACAAAGCCAUGGGCUCAUGCUGGUGCUUAAGGGAACCUUUUGGAUAGGAGAGAAAUAAGCAGAAACAGAGAUGGGUUAUGGGUGUGAGGAAGAGGAAAUGGAAAUGAGGAAAUGGAAGAGAGUGGUAUCAAAAUAAUAAUAAUAUCUAAGAUUUUUGUUGAGCUUUCAAGUGCACAAAGCACUUCAUAUGCAUUAUCCUGUUGUAAUCCUCACAGCAAACCUGGGAGGCAAGUCAGUGUUACGACUGCCCAUGUUGUAGAUGUCAGGGAGGGAAGCUAAUAAUAAUAAUAAUAAUAAUUUAUUUAUACCCCGCCCAUCUGGCUGGGUUUCCCCAGCCACUCUGGGUGGCUUCCAAUCGAAUAUUAAAAACACAAUACAGUGGUACAUACGCUUCAGGUUACAUACGCUUCAUGUUAAAGACUCCGCUAACCCAGAAAUAGUACCUCACGUUAAGAACUUUGCUUCAGGAUGAGAACAGAAAUCGUGCUCUGGCGGCACAGCGGCAGCAGGAGGUCCCAUUAGCUAAAGUGGUCUUCAGGUUAAGAACAGUUUCAGGUUAAGAACGGUCCUCUGGAAUGAAUUAAGUUCUUAACCCGAGGUACCACUGUACCAGCUUACCUGGGAGCAAGCACCACUUAGCACAGUGGAACUGAAUUCUGAAUAGAAAGGCACUGGACUGCUCUGUCAAUAAUUAUGUAUAUUUGCUUUAAAAGAAAUAUUCAGGGCUGGGGAGAAAGUGCCAAGCUGCCGUAGCUUCACGGACCAGUCUUUCUAGCUGACAGCAAGAGGGGGAAGAAGAACAAAAAGCUGCUUUCCCCGCCCCCCAAGCCUUUGCUUCCUCUUGCUUUUGAACUGCUAGGUUGGCAGGAGCAGGGACUGAGCAACAGGAGCCGUGCACUCUGGCUUCUGUCACGGUGUUCUAUUGUGCCAAAAGCUGUUUAGUCCUGCUGGCUACAUGACCUGGAAAGCUGUCUGUGGACAAAUGCCGGCUCUCUCGGCCUGAAAGCAAGAUGUGUGCCACAACCCCAUAGUCGCCUUUGACUGGGCUUAACUGUCCAGGGGUCCUUUGCCUUUCUUUCUUUUUUACCUUUAUAAGGUGUGUGAUCUUUGUUGUAUAUUUUGUUGUUUCUUCAGCUUGUAAACUACUUUGUGUAUGGUAACAUAGGAAGGCGGUAUACUAAUUUAAAAUGGAAUGAAAUGAUAUAUGUUUCUAGUGUGUUGCUGUUGAUAUGCGGCUGCACCCAAUGGUGACUUUGUGCUAGCACAAGGUGGUGGAGUAUCCAAAAAAAUUCCCAGUUCCAUCUCCCGCUGCCCAAGAGGUUGCUUCUGAGGACUAAGGGGUCCUCAGGAAAAAUAUGGAAAGGCUGCAAUAGGUAGAGGGAAGCAGGAAAGAAGUGGUAUUCAAGACUUCCUGCUUCCUACAAUGGUAGUAGAACACAGCUGUUAUGUCCAGUAGCUAUUGCUAGCCUUCUCCAUGAAUUUGACUAACCUUCUUUUAAAGCCAUCCCAAUUGGUGGCCAUAACUACUGUAUUUUUCGCUCCAUAAGACACACCGGACCAUAAGACGCACCUAGUUUUUAGAGGAGGAAAACAAGAAAAAAAAAUAUUCUGAACGAAACAGUGGAUGUAUGAUUUUUGUGGUUCAUUCUGUGGCCACAGACAUGUGAUCUGAUGGUAAAUUUGGGGUGACCCAAUGCAAAAAUCCCGAGGAUCCAUGUGGAGCCGUGCUUUGUAACCACGUUUUUGCGCCAUUGCGGCCCCAUGCAACAGUGAGUGCGUGAUUUUUUUGGUGCAGGCUGUAGCCAUGGACAUGCUAUGUGAUCUGAUGGUGAAUUUGGGGUGACCCAAUGUAAAAAUCCUGAGGAUCCAUGGGCUUUUACCUCGCCGCCUUCCGGGCAGCCUCCGCUAGAGUCCCUUAUCUCUCUUCCGAUCCCACUGAUCAGCUGCUUCCUUUCAACACUCCCUUCCCUCUUGUUUGCCUUAGUGACUUUUCCUUAGCUGGAGCAGUUUUUGCUCCUCCUUUUCUUCUAAUUUCUCUCCUUAUUGCUUUAGUCUUCCUGUUUCCCCCCUUUGCAAGUUUGCUGUCUUUACCUCCCCCCUCCCAGGCAGCCUCCUUUAUCUCUCGCGUCCCUUAUCUCUCUCCCCGAUCGGCAAACGAUCAGCGGCUUUGUUUCAACACCCACUUCCCUCUUUAAAAAAACAAACCAUGAUCUGCUUUUCUCCCCUGGGCAAUUCGGCUCCAGGGACCACACAUUCGCUCCAUAAGACGCACAGACAUUUUCCCUUACUUUUUAGGAAGAAAAAAGUGUGUUUUAUGGAGCAAAAAAUACGGCACUUCUUGUGGAAGGGAAUUGCAUAGUUUUAACUAUGUGCUGUGUGAAGAUGUACUUUCUUUUGACUGCCACGAGACUUCCAACAUUCAUCUUCAUUGGAUGGCCUUGAGUUCUAGCAUUAUGAGAGGGACAGAGACAUCUCCCUUUCCUCUUUCCCCAGACCGUGGAGAAUUAUAAACAUCUCUAUCAUGUCCCCUCUCACUCCCCUUUUCUCUAAACGAAAAGCCCCAAAUGUUAUAACCUUCAUUCUAAGGUUAUCUUGCUCAUUUUGUCUGUUUAAGCUCUUUUAUUGUAAAUUGUCCUGUGUUUGAUUUUAUCACAGGCAGGGGAUGGGAAGUAAAUGCCCAAGGGUGUCCAUGCAUGAGCGGGAUGGACCUCUGCUCUUGCAAAGAUAUUUCACCUACCUCUCCCCCCCAUGUACCCUGAAAAACUGCUCUGGGGAGUUGGGGGGUCUGGGCAGGGAUCUGCAGGGUGGAGAAAAUAAAGAUGAAAUCCCAUUGCACAAGCAAACGUCCAUUCGUGAAACGUCGGAGUCUACCCGUAAUAAAUGAAUAAAAGCACAUUUGGCAAAUUGUGGGGAAAUGACUGGAAAAAUGGGGCAACUAAAUAAUUAAAGACUUAGAAAUCCCUGGUAUGGAAAAGUUAGUGAUGGGUACCUGAACAAGAACUGAGCACAAUUCUGCCACUGCUGCAAAGGCAAGCUCUCCUUUUAACACUCCAGCAACCGCUGCUAAUGUGAUAGUGCAAUGGUAGUCCUGGGUGAACCUUCUGACAGGGAGAAACACAGUCAAAAGGCAUACAGAAAUCUUGGAUAAGGGCUGUCAGAUUGUUCGUGUUAUGAGGCCUCAUUGAGAGGGGUUUCUUCUGGUAAUAUGCUUUGAUUACACAGCUCAGACUGUGUUGAUGGCUAAUGAAAUUAUUUAUUUAGAUAUAUUAAUGAUUCAUCCUACACUACUCUGCUGUUACAGGUUUUUGUUUUUUUAUCAACAGCGUUGAAAACUACCUUUUCCUGCAGGCAGAAACAAAGCAGCUCUUAAUUGUACACGUGACACCUAUACGUAAGUGGUCAUCAUUAUUAAUUAUCAUUAAUCCCUUUGAAUGGUGCAAGACAAUGGCUUGGUUUGUUAUUGUUUAGUCGUUUAGUCGUGUCUGACUCUUCGUGACCCCAUGGACCAGAGCACGCCAGGCACUCCUGUCUUCCACUGCCUCCCGCAGUUUGGUCAAACUCAUGUUGGUACUUGUAGCAGACCAUUUUUAUAGUGGCAAUCUAGUCUGCUCAUAAAAUUGUUUUUUAAUGCCAUAGUGUUGAAUCUUUUGGUGUUUGAAGGACGAGCAUAAUUCAUCAAAGGUUCAUGUAGGGAAUUCUAAAACUGGUUUUUUUAAAAAAACCUGACAUGAUCAAUGUUAUUCCUGGCAGUAUUCAAGCUCAUGAGGGUUAUUCUUUGAUCUAAGAUAAAUAACAAGACACUUCACAAGUAAACACCACACCCACUUUUCCAAGUUGAGGGGAUCCUAUUUUCAUGUGCUAUGCAGGUACCAAGACACCAAUCCUGCAAAGACAUACAUGGAGGCCUCACCUUAUUUUUAUCAUAAAACAAUGGGGGUGGGUUACCUGAUUUUGCUUCCCAUGCCAGUCCCACUAAAAGCAAUAACCCAAAGGUUAAUGGGUCUACUCUGAGUAUGACACUGAGUAUGGCAUUGGAUAUCAUAGAAUCAUUUAAAUUUACGAGUUAGAAGGGACCCAAAGGGUUUAAUCAUAAGCUGCUUUGGGUGGGCAUUUCCCAGAAAAGUGUCCUAGAGUUUUUUUUAAAAAAAGUGGCCUUUUAAAGAAAAUUAAUGAUAAAAAUAAAUAAAUUAUAAAAAAGUGAUGGCAAAAGAGCUUGUUUUAAAGAGGCAGCAUUGCUGAUUUAGUAUAUUUGAAGUACAAUUUGCACAAGGAUACCUGUCCUUAAAAAGUUCACAUAUUGACGCGAAUGUCAGUUAAGUAAAAUGUGACAAAACCUAGGGAGAAAACACAGGUUUCCAGCUCCUUUAUUACAAAGGUCAAAAGUUAUAACAAUUUCAAUUAUUCACAUGAGCGCAGCUGGUAUGCACGGUUACACAGACACAAGACCAUCUUUAUUCCAUGAGCGAAGCAACUUUCCACCUAUUUUAUUAGAGAUAAGAAUGUGCUUCUCAUUUGUCACAGCUUUGUAAACAGGUUUACAUAGGACAUAGCACCGGAGUUCAGUCCCCUGCGCAAGCUUAUGCAACUUUCCUUUUACUUUGGAAAGAGCUCUGUUGUGAUUAUGCUUAACCCGAAAGGCUGUCAUUCAGUGCAACAGAGCUUUUGCAGCUCCAAAGUGACUAGCAGCCCAGUUUCGUUACAUUUCACAUACAAAAAUAUCACUGGUAACCUGAAAACCCAAUGGGCUUGAUACAUGACCAUUAUACUGAAUUACUGCAUAUUCAGGUAUUAGCAUUAUACACACACACAAAACUUAAACCAUGGAUGUAUCGUUUCACCACUCUCUUACACACUUCUCAAGAACUCCACCACUGCUGUUGACUGUAAGAGUUGUUUCAGAGACUGGGAAACAGGAAAACAACAUCUCACAGGAUAGGAAAGGUUUUACAAGAUCCAACAAUCACAUUCUCCUUACCCCCUCCCCUAGAACAACCAGCUUGAUUAGGGUUGUGUGACUAUUCUGGUACCAGAUGUACCAUCAUUGCAUUCUUUGUGUGUGCCAUGGUAGAAAGAGAUUACUAGGAAGAGGUAGGUAGGUAGGUAGGUGUAUUGAAGUUUAUGGCACGUGGCAGGCAGACCACAUUGAAGCGCCUACUAACUAGGGUGAAGGAGCACAGUGAUUUAAACAAAAAGCACAAGAAGCUGUCACCAACAUAUUGCAGCAUGGGAUAAACAUAGCUAGGAGCCUUCAGAUAGGGCUGCCAUAUGUCCUCUUUUUCUAGGGCAAUGGCCUCUUUUUCAUGGGUAUGUAAAAUGAGAGUUCGUCAUAACGAUCCAUACUUAAAAGCAGAAGUUGGCAAAUGUGUCCUCCUCUUUUGCUCUUCAAAAUAUGGCAACCCUACUUCAGACCUCGAUGGACACACCUCCAGUGUUCAUUACAGCGAAGGUGUGGGAACAGUCAGAUUGGGGAAGAGGAUAAAUGUCAAAAUCCCAGUAACGCUGAUGUUACGCCCAUGAUCUGGAACACAUUCACUUGGAAACAAGUCCCAUCAAUUUCAAAAUAAGCUUAUCCCCAAGUGAGUGUGUGCUUUGAAGUCUCAUUUGUCAAACAAAAGCAUCUAUACAGAGCGCCUCUGUUAAGGCUUUGUACUGGUCUGAAGAGAGGUUCUUUCAACCAAGAGAUUGUUCUUUCGCCUCCGCCUCACUUUCCUUCAGAAGAAGGUUUCUUUGUUGAUCCACAUGAGGCUGCGGGUCUCGUUCGGCUUGCACUCAUACUCAAUGCAGGCAAAGCUGUUUCCCCACUGACAGUGGUCUCGCUUGUGGUAGUUGUAGAAUUUGACUUGCCAGACUGUUUCAAAAGCACCAAUGUCAGUGACCUGGAGAGAGCAAACCCAAUUCACUUCUUGUUAAGAGCUAGAAAAACCAUCAUCAUCAUCAUCAUCAUCAUUAUUAUUACUGUUAUUUUAUUAUAAGAAUUUCAUUUAUAGAAGGACAGAGUGAGAAAAAUAAAGAAAAAGUGAGAUUGAAUGGAAAAAAAUGGAAAAUAAAGUAUUUUUUCUUUUUCUUAAAGAGCUGCAAAACCUGCACGACUGCAGAUUCAGAGGUCCUGUGAAUACCCUGUAGCCUGACAAACACUAACCUAAACAAGUGUAUCAGAAUUAGCAGAGUUGCUGCACAUUAAAUAAAAUAAGUUAUUUGAAAUAAAGCUUUCGCAGGACAGUGCUCGCUUAACUCUGUGGCAUGAGUAGCAACACAUUCCUAUGCAUGUCUAAUCAGAAACGAAAUAGAUUGGAAAGAGAAGUUGCUGAAUUGCAGCUUAUUACCAAACUUAAGGGAUGCGGGUGGCGCUGUGGGUUAAACCACAGAGUCUAGGACUUGCCGAUCAGAAGGUGUGUGGUUCAAAUCCCCGUGACAGGGUGAGCUCCCGUUGCUCGGUCCCUGCUCCUGCCAACCUACUAGUUCGAAAGCACAUCAAAAGUGCAAGUAGAUAAAUAGGUACCGCUCUGGCGGGAAGGUAAAAGGCGAUUCCAUGCGCUGCUCUGGUUUGCCAGAAGCGGCUUAGUCAUGCUGGCCCACGUGACCCGGCUCCCUCGGCCAGUAAAGUGAGAUGAGCGCCGCAACCCUAGAGUCGGCCACUUCUAUGACAGAUACUUAUGCCAAAACAAAGUCAAAUCUGGCUUCAUUCCACAACAACUUAUAUUGGGCAUGAAGAUGCUUUAAAAAUUGUGAUAGCUGAAAAACCACACACAAAGUCACCCCUCUAGGAUUCGACACCACUUACCAUAUGGACCUGCAGGUGGGCCAAUUACCAGACUAUUGUAACGGUAGACAAACCUAUCCAGAUACGUGGACGUGCUUAAUCUCCUGUUAGUUUACUGCUGACUGCAACUGCUUUUAAAGCAUUUUGGUUAAUUUUUAAACUGAUUUUAUUGAUAAUUCAGAUAUUUCUUAUAAACCACUUGCAGGGUAUGUUACAAUCAAGCUGUAUCUAAAUUUUGCUAAAUAAUAAAGUAAUAGUACAUCUAAAUUCUCUUACGAAAGAAAACUGAAUUCUCCCAGCUGAAUAAGUUACAAAUUAAGGAAACUUGCACAUGGGUCUCAGGCUAGCACUUGGGAGACUAGGGUUCAAAUUCCCCACUCAGCCAUGAUGCUCACUGGGUGACCUUAGGCCAGUCAUAGGCUCUCAGUCUAACCUGCCUGACAGUGUUGUUGCAAGCAUAAAAUGUGGCAGGGCUGAAACUAGACUUUCUGUCACCCAGGGCAAAGACCCAGUUCAGCACCUCCCCCCACGUGUGUUUGCGCACACACACACACACACACAACUCAACACAUUUGUUCAUAAGGGGCAUAAAAAAGUAGUUAGAGGCUGGAGAAGUCUCUGCAAAUAGUAGAAUUGUCUGUGGCUUUCAUUCAACCUUAAGUAGAUCUCCUCAGUGAGUAAUAGAUCAUUUGAGGAAUUCUAAGACUGUAUGACCAAAGGGAAAAUGAAAAAGUAAGAGUAAAUUGAAAGGGUUUGCACAGAAGAACAUUACUUUAAAAUACCUGGGUGUGUUUGUCUAACUUAUCCUGUUUUCCUAAGAUCCUGUUACCAUGGGGGGGGGGGGUUAUGGGGCUGGGGCUCCCUGUUAGCUUGAUUGUCAAGCAAUUAUUCCCUGUUUACCUGGCUUUUGACUCAUUGAAUGCUCUGUAAAUGAAGGAUUAAGAUGAAAUGGUUAUCUGUUAUCUCUACAAGCCGCAGGUCCACUCCACCCCCCCUUGCUGACAGGUGGGAAGCCUGGUGCCCUUGGGAAAGGGUCAGGGACAGAGAUACUGACUGCUCCCCCAUUGGCUACAGCCCUGAAUGGGGGCAGGAAAGUCCAUGUCCACAAUCUUGAGCAGAGGAAAGGUGGGAUAUAAAUGUAAUAAAAUAUAUUUUGGAAUGUGACUAAGUUUUAUUCAAUGUAGAUGCAUCAAAAUUAAUGAACAGGACUAUGUUAAGUCCAUUAAUUUCAAUGGGUCUACUCUCAGAAAAAGGGACGCGGGUGGCGCUGUGGGUUAAACCACAGAGCCUAGGACUUGCCGAUCAGGUACCACUCCGGUGGGAAGGUAAACGGCGUUUCCGUGCGCUGCUCUGGUUCACCAGAAGCGGCUUAGUCAUGCUGGCCCCAUGACCUGGAAGCUGUACGCCAGCACCCUCAGCCAUUAAAGCGAGAUGAGCGCCACAACUCCAGAGUCGGUCACGACUAGACCUAAUGGUCAGGGGUCCCUUUACCUUUACCUUACUCUCAGUAAAGCCCCACCCUAACUACCAGAAAUCUUGUUCUAUAUUUCAGCUGCAAUUGCCCAUGUGUCUUCUAGUACAGGACCAGCCUAAUACAUUUUGCCCUUGCAUCUCCCCAGUCAAGAUGCGCAGUAGACAAGGCUGGCCUGCACCAUAGACAGAAAAGCUCAUGAGCAAACUCUUUCCUUUCCUUUCCUUCCAGAAGUAUAAAUAUAAUAAUAAACUAAACUAUUCACUUCCCUUUCAUGACACUACGCUCCAUGCUUCUACAGAACUGUGGCAAAACCACAACCCUACUGCAACCCCAAUGAAUUACUUUGUGAAUUUCCACCCCUUCACCUCUUAGUUUUUUCACCUACAAUUAUGUCUCUUGCGUUAGUAUAUAAAGUAGACCCUGGUACAUCUGGUUGCACAAAUAAAAUGCACAGCUGGGGAAACAUCAGCAAGAAAUUAGCUUGCUUCAAGAGGCAGUGACCACCAAUAUAGUUUUGAAAUAACUUCAUUUAUGUCCACUGAAAAUGAUGACCUGGUAUGACUUGGACUACUGCAAUGCACUCUGUGUGGGGCUACAUUUCAAGGUGACUCACAAAAUACAACUAAUUCAGAAUUUGGCUGCUAGGCUGGUGACUGGGAACAGCCACUAGGACCAUGUAACAGUAGUCCUAAAGGAUCCACACUGGCUUCCCGUAUGUUUCUGAGCACAAUUCAAAGUGUUGGUGCUAACCUUUAAAGCCAUAAAUGGCCUUGGCCCAGUAUACCUGAAGGAGCAUCUCCACCUCCAUUGUCCAGCCUGGACACUGAGGUCCAGCUCCGAGGGUCUUCUGGUGGUUCCCCCACUGUGAGAAGUGAAGUUACAGGGCGUCAGGCAAAGGGCCUUCUUGGUAGUGGCGCUGACCCUUUAGAAUGCCCUCUCAUCAGAUGUCAAGGAGAUAAAGUAUACAGCUAUUAGAAGACAUCUGAUGGCAGCCCUGUUUGGGAAAGUGUUUAAUGGAUGAUGUUUCGUUAUGUUUUUUAUAUUCCGUUGGAAGCUGUCCAGAAUGGCUGGAGCAACCCAGUCAGAUGGGUGGGGUAUAAGUAAUAAACCAUUAUUGUUGUUAUUAUGAUUAGGCCAGGAGCACUGGAAAACAGAAACUGUAAAUCACAACUGACAAAGACUUGUUGCAGCUACAUUCAGUUUGCUUAAAUCAAAAGGUCUUGAAAGAUGGGGAGGACAGAGAGAGAAUUGAAAGCAGUUGGUCAUGUUAUUACUGACAGCUAAUCUUUGUCAAGUGCCUUCAUCCCAGUGAUCAAGAGCUGACCUUUGCUCAUCUAAAUGCAUCUAAGAUUUUCCAGACCAGUGAUUAUUGUAAGCAAAUUCCAGGAUGACUUUUCAGCCUAGUCAGAAUCAGAAGCUUCGGAGUCUCACCUAACAGACACAAAGGGGGGCUUGCUUGUUAUUAGAUUAUAUAGUGGCCCCAGGAUACACUUCUGACAGAAUAACAAGAGAGAGAGAUCUCUGUCCCAAGGAAUUUACAAAUGAAAUUAGCAACUGUUAGCCUCACAAGAAGAGAAUGGUAGAAAAGGGGAGGCAAGGGUUAACCAGGAUGCACAUGACUUUGCCCACAUUUCCAACUGUAAAACCUAUGAGCUGAACUUAUACACUGCUUGAUGGUAAAAAUAAUAAUAAUAAAAAAUCUCAAAGCAGUUUACAAAAGAUAAAACAGCAGAAUCGAGAAAAAAUUGCAACUACCGUAUUGACCCGAAUAAAAGCCGCACCUGAAUAUAAGCUGCACGUUUAAAAUUGGAGGUGGGGGGGGAGAAAAAAAGAAAAAAUACCCGAAUAUAAGCCGCUCCAUUCCUCGCUGCUUCUGGCUGCAUACUGGGGGGGCGUGCUGCGUUUCCGUCGGCCUUUCCCCUUCCUCACACUCUCCCUUUCCGGCCUUGGGGGAAGAGGACGGGGGGGGGGACUACAUGCGGGGAGAGCCCCCACUUUGCUGCGCUCCUGCUGCUGUUUGCCCUGUGCUCCUGGCCACAUACUGUAAGGUCACAAAUAUAAGCCGCACUUCAACUUUUCACGGUCUGAAUUUGGGGAAAAAGUGAGGCUUAUAUUCAGGUCAAUAUGGUAAUACAGAUUAAAAUUAACAAAACUUUUAAAGCAUCUGGGUAGGAUUGUCUAUACAGGAAUGUUUUUAGGAGGUGCCAAAAUGACUGCUGUGAAGGUUCUCAAUAGGCGGGGAGUUCCAAAGUGCAAAUGCUGCCGCACCGAAUGUCUGAGUUGCACGAUAAGCCUCCCACUGACAGCAUAAACCAGGGACCUCUGACCUUUUUGGACCCGGAGGCACAUUUGGAAAUUUAAGAACUGUCACAGGUGCACAGAACACCCAUUUCACAGAGGAUGCUCACCUCCAGCCCAGGCAGGCAAAGCACCUAUGCUCCCCCCAAAUAAGAACAUAGAUAAAACAGGCAACCAAACCUCUCCCAAAGCCCACAGCUUUAAAAAAUGGAAGGAGCAAAGGGCCUUGGUGGGGACAGUAGAAGAUAUCUGAAGAUGCUGUGGUGGUGCCCACGGGUGCCACGUUGGGGAACCCAGGCUCAAGAUGAGUGAAGGAAUAAUUGCUUGGGCAUGCCAGAGAUGUUUGUAAUCAGAACAUCUGCUCAUAGGAGAUUUUCAGGGAUCUUACGUAACAGCUAGGCUUUCAGCUCCUGUGCAAGGUAGCAAUGCAAUGUUUAUUUGAGCCCAGCUCCCAAACCAUGAUGUUUCUGCCACUACAGAUACGUUAAAAUCGGUCCAAAGGCUGGAACUCUGCCGUGUCGUCUGCUCUCAGGCUUGGCAGGUCAGCGUUCUUCCUGCAGAGGUGGAUCCUGUGCCUUUAGCACAAAACUGCACAAAGCAAUGAUGCCAGGAAGGAAAACCUAGACUUGCAAGGUACUGGUUUUUACAUGUCUCCUGCCUGUGUGAGUUGUUACCACACAUGGCAGCUGUUCCAUUCUCCUGGUCUUACUAUGCAGGCUGCUCAGCAAUCAUCAUGGUUUAUAUGCAUACACCUUGCAGUUUGUGGCUAUCUGAUGCAGUGGGCCAGGAAUCCUGCCCCCAGCACCCUCCAUUUCCAUUGAAAUGCAAAGCCCAGUUCUGAAAGGUGGUCUCCGUUUCACAGUUAUAAGAAUGAAAGGCUUAUGAAAUGCAGAAGCUCUUAACAGAGAAGAAGGAAAAUAAGUGAUCUUAUAAAGGUGUUCACAGCUAACAGAGAUGCAGAUGGCUUGCAAAAUGGAAAGGGCUUUACUCUGGAGUGUGUGGGUAUUACAGCCAAAUAUGAUAGAUGAUAUAAAUAACAAACAACACCUUGGAGCUGAUGUGUUGACAGAGGGUGCAAUAAGCUGAAAAAUGCAACUCAGGGGGAUUAAAUAACUUAAAGGGGCACAGUUUGGCCAGAUUUGGUAGCUUUUGCUAAGUGUCUAUAUGGCAGAGAUUGCUCUGUCAGUGGGACGAGAUGGGUGAACAUAAAUCCUACACAGGUUAAAGGUAAAGGUAAAGGGACCCCUGCCCAUUAGGUCCAGUCGUGACCGACUCUGGGGUUGCGGCGCUCAUCUCGCUUUACUGGCCGAGGGAGCUGGCGUGCAGCUUCCGGGUCACGUGGCCAGCAUGACUAAGCCGCUUCUGGCGAACCAGAGCAGCGCACGGAAACGCCAUUUACCUUCCCGCUGGAGCAGUACCUAUUUAUCUACUUGCACUUUGACGUGCCUUCAAACUGCUAGGUGGGCAGGAGCUGGGACCGAGCAACGGGAGCGCACCCCGUCGCGGGGAUUCGAACCGCUGGCCUUCUGAUCAGCAAGUCCUAGGCUCUGUGGUUUAACCCACAGUGCCACACAGCUUACAUUGCUGCAAUAGCACAAUACAGCAGUAAAAGAUUCCUUGCACCUCACCACCAAGGAUGGCAGGGGAAAGGAAAAGCUGUAAUCCUUUGCUCUGGAUUCAAGAACCCUGAAUGGAGUCUCCCAAUAAAGAUAAAGAGAUGAUGGCAAACAUGGGAAAUGCUAGCAUGUUAAUGGUCAGCCACAGCUAAUUCUGAGUGUUUUAGCCAAGGGCACAUAUCUUUAAACUAAUGCCCAAGCCAGAAGAAGCCAACCUGGUUCCCUCUAGAAAAUGUGGGACUCCUGUCAGUCGCAGCCUGCACUGUGCUUGCCUCUGAAUGGCCCAGUUUUACUGCAAGAAUAUGUCUAGUCACGGAUGACCACGUGUCGCUCCUUAAACCUCAGGUGAACUGGAGCGAUGAAUGGGUCAGCUGAGGUCAUGGGCUCUGCAGAGUAAUGGCCAGUCGGCCUUUGGAGGUUUACGCUGUCACAGAUGCUUAAAAAGAUAGAAGUCCAAGGUAAAGGGGAAUUACAACAGACAGUGCUAUGUUCUUAAGUGCUAUACCUUUUAAACAGACCAGAAUGCACUGCCCGUACCCAGACAACAUGACUUAUGCUACCCCACACCCCAAAACACACACUACCUGUAUGUUGAUUUGUAUGGGCUGCCUCUCGCCACUUUUAGUGUGAGUUACGCCUUCUGUAUCGUAGAUUCCAGUGUAGGUAACAGCUUGAGGGUCUCUCGACUUCUCUUCCAGGGGGAACGUUACUCCUCCGAUACCCAUAGUCCUGAAAGAGUAGUUAAUAUUCUUAGCAAGCCUCUCUUCCUAAUGUGGAGAGAGAAAGUAAGGUUUACAAGCAAACAUCUGCCAUGAUUAUAACCAGCUCCCUUUAGUUUUCUGUCCAUAUAUCAGAAUGUAACAGAGAAAGGAAGGCUGUACAAGUGCCACGCUACUGUCCUUCAUUACAGUGCGGGAGGGGGGACAUACAAUGGACAGAUACUCUCAAGAAACAAAGAAGUAUUCAAUUCCACCACUUUCUGUUCAGGAGGCCAUCAAAGAAGAUGUGCCUCCUCCACGUGAGGUCCAGAGGGUGGCAACACAAGAACAGGGCUUUUCUGCAGUGGCUCCCUGUUUGUGGAAUGCUCUCCCUGUUUGUGGAAUGCUUGCCUGGUACCUUCAUUAUACAUCUUUAGGCUCCCAGGCCUUUGAAUGAUUCACAUCACUUUUAAAUGUCCUUGUGGGAGAGAGGGUUAUGGGUUUGUUUUGUUUUUCACAUUUUUAUUUUGUAUUUUAUGCUGUGAACUGCCCUGAGAUAAAUAAUCAUACUCUCUCCUCCCCAAGGGAUGCCCUUAAAAUAUGUCGGCGACUCUUUUUGCAGGUAUCUGUCUAUGUCAUAUAGCUGCAGUUCAAAACAAUUUGAUUAUGUGCCACUAAUCUCAAUUAAUACAAAUGAGUAAUAAGUCGAACAGUCGACUUAUUAUAGUCGAACAGUCGAAACGCCACAAAAGCCAAAGAAGAAAAUUGGGCUGUAACAAGGAGAAAUUGGAGGGGUUUGUUUUCAAACCUGCCUUUUAUGACUCAGAAGAAAAUACCUCUGUGUUUGUCCUAUGGGAGCCUCUGAACAUAGCAAACUGUUUUAUAGCUCAGUAUCGUCUGCAGAGAUUGGUAGUGACUUUCCAGGAUUUCAGGUAUAGGAUUUCCCCAGCCCUACCUGGAGAUUAUUGGGACUGAACCUGGGACCUAGUGCAGGCAAAGCUCUACCACUGAGCUAUAAACCUCCCUUAGAGACAGCCAGCUCAGCUACCAACACUGGAAAUGGAGCUAUGGUGUCAGGGGCGUAGGAAGAGUCAUCCUGGGUGUAUGUGUGACAAAAUCCCCCCUGGGCGGAUCACCACCGCGCCGAUCACCCUGCCCCUGGGAGGAUCACCAUAUGGUGCCUGGAGAGUUGCUUCAAAGUUUCUAAGUAAAUAGAACAGGAUCUAUUAUUCACAUUACGUCCAUCAGGCAUAUCUAUUUUGGAGCUGGGAAGUGCAGCAAUAUUGUGUCAAGUGAGGUUUAUGGCCUUCAAGGCGUGUGUCUGGUGCAAGCACAAUUCCUUGCUUUGAAAGGGAGGAAAACAAGCCAGGAGUUUGUAAGUCCUUAGAUAAAACAUGUGAUCAUGUGUAUGCACAUUUAAACUCACUUAGGAGCACAGCACCACCAUGGCUUCAUGAAUGCAAUGGACCUUCUGCCGCCUGAUGCUACUCAGAAGCAAUUCAUAUUUAAUUCAGUGGGUUCCAGCUACACUGGUGGGCUUUCAAAUUUCAGCAGCACCAAAAUCCGGUGGCCUCUUGCCUUCCGUUCCAGGUCAUUGUUGCGACGCCCCCUGCCGCACCCUUUGGCUCAGCACCUAGUGUGGGCGAACCAGUAGCCCUCCCCUAGAUCCAGCUCUGCCAGGCAAGUGGGGAAAGGUUUGCAACUUCACUUGGGAAUAAGCUCCAUUUCACUGUAGAAAAGGUAAUGCCUUCUUAAAGUAAAAGGAAAGGAAAGGGGGGGGACCUCAGACUUUGGGGGCCCAUUAGCUUGCUGCAUUUUACCUUGCUUAUUCAGUGAGUUAGUUCUUAAAUUUGUACACUGCCCUUCAUCCAAAGAUCACAGGGCAGUUCACAAGAAAACGAGAAUGCAAAAUGAAACAAAAACAACCCGGUAACCCCAACCUCCCCUCCAUUUAAAACGGCACAGAAUGCUAGUCAAAGGCCUGGUUAUAGACAAACAUUUUCGCAUUGCACAAACGGGGAGCCACCCUCCCGGCCUUUCAAGGAGGGGGCAAAGAAGAAGGGCCUCAGAUGAUGAUAGCAGGGUCAGGGUUGGAGAGAGACUUCUUUGGAUGCUCCGGCAUUUAUUGCUUUAAGGUCCUGAUUUUAAUGGAUUUGUCUUUGACAUUACCCUAAUACCCCCCAAAAACCCGUUUGAAUGGAAGGCAGAAAAUGAAUGUUUUAAAUAAAUGUCUCGCUGGCAACCGCGCCUCCCUUACAAAUUCCGAAGUAAAGAGAGAGGAUGCUGCAGAGACCAGGAUCAGUCCUCUGGCGGUCCAGGAGUCAACCCUUGGCCCAUUUGCUGCUGCCCCUCCUCACCACCUGCAACUCUGCACCAGGUCUCCGGGGGGGGGGGGCCUGGCGGUGUCUCCUGAUUCCAGAAGCCCUGGACCCGCCCUGCUUCCAAGACACCCCUAGAGGAUGCGCGCAGGAGGGGAGGCCGGUUACAUAAGCAAAGCCGGAGCUAGGACGCCGGGCAGAUCCGCUCCGUUGUCCCCCCCCCCCCAUUCCCUAUGCAUCGCCCUCCUCCGGUCUCCAGCGCCGCACCUCGCCGGGCCUUCGAGCCGAGCCUCUCCAGCCCCUUCCCUGCACCCGCACCGGCCCUUUUCUGCUGGAAGGGAGCGGGGCGUUUGCCUGCAAGGCUGGCCUUCGCGAGCAGGCUGCUCGGCGCUUUAUUCCUCGGGCGCAACGCAGCAAGGGGGCUGGUUUCCUUUUUUGCCAAGGUCCCGUUGGCGCUGCGGGUCCAGCUGGCCGCUGUGCGGGGUCAGGGCGCAGAGAUGCCGAAGGGAAAGAAUAAGAAUGGGGAUAAAGAUGGAAGCCUGUCCCUUUGCCAGGGAACAAAUCUGGGCGGGCAGGCGCGCUGCAAGACGCAGAAGCUGCUCUGGGGAGGGAAAGGUGAGGAAGGCAGGCAGGUCCCACUUACGUGGCCUGGAUGGCUCCGGGCUUAAUGGCCACCUCGACUUUGUACUUGGCCCCCGUGAGCAGCUUGAUGGUCCGGUUCUGCCCGAACCUCUGGCCGUCCACCUUGAAGUAGACGGGCCCGUCGUUGGGCUGGAUCUUGAGCGAGAUCUUGAUCCGCACCACGGUGGGCACCUCGGCCAUGGCUGCGUCUUUGCGCUCCGCUCCUUCGGCGAGGAUGGAGGCGCCGAGGGAAGAGGAGAGGGAGAAGGAGGGCAGGCUCUCCGCCCGGAUCCCCCUCGCCACGAAUGACGACGGAGGCCCGCUACACCCCCACCCCACCCCCCCCUCCCGCGCGGGUGCGCGCUCGGGUGCGGACGGAAAGAGCGGCGGAGCGGGCGGAGCGCGCGCGCGCGCGCCGCUGGGUCUGUGCGCAACGCGAGGCGCGGAAGUUAAUCCCCGCUGGCCUGAUUCUGGGCCGCCCCCGAGCCAAGCCGGGCCCCUCCCCGCGGACUCGGUCAGACGCGGCCAGCGGAGAAGGGAAACCCCCCGAGCGCCUCGCGGGUGGGGCUGCUCGCUAUUCUUUUUUCCGAAAAUCAGUGCGAAGGGGGGCUCUGGCUCGGAUUUAAUCGCUCCGGGUGGAAACAGCUGUCUGCCGAGCAUCAUCUCUCGGGGUGGCACCACGAAGAAGCUGGACUUUGGGUACCGUAGAUUGAUAGUGGGAAGGGACCCCGAGGGUCAUCUAGUCCAACCCCCUGCAAGGCAGGAAUCUCAACUAGAUCAUACAUCCAGAGGUGGACUUUGGGAAUAUGGUGCCCUGAGCGAGGAUGGCGCCCCCUCCCUAAAUAUUUCUGAUUUUCAACAAUUCACUUCUGUACAGUUGCUUUCUUAGAUCUUCUCAGUAGGUGCCCAAAUAAAUACAGUGGUACCUUGGGUUACAUACACUUCAGGUUACAGACUCCGCUAACCCAGAAAUAGUACCUCGGGUUAAGAACUUUGCUUCAGGAUGAAAACAGAAAUCGUUCUCCAGCGGCGUGGCAGCAGCGGGAGGCCCCAUUAGCUAAAGUGGUGCUUCAGGUUAAGAACAGUUUCAGCUUAAGAACGGACCUCCGGAAUGAAUUAAGUUCUUAACCCGAGGUACCACUGUAUAGGUUUUAUUAUGAUCUUCCAUACUUGCUGGAUGGGUUUUGAUGCUGGGUGUCAUCAAUGUUACUUCUCUCCUUAGGUCCCAGCAAGGUAGUGAGGUCCAGGUGUCUGAAGUUGGUGGUGAUAGACUGGAUGAGGCCUAACAAACUGAAAGUUAAUUCAGAUUGGUUGGUGGGAAGCAAUCUGGUUGAUCUAGGAUCAAGUGCUGAGCCUAUUCUGGAUGGGGUUCCACGCACCCAUCCUUGAAAGAGAAGAUUUGCACCUUGAAGGUGCUUGUGAGUUUGGCUAUUACAGGAUGAACCAAAGGUAGCAGCGGCCAGUAGUUUUGCCUACUACACCAGUUGAAUGAACUUUUAGCCACAGAGAUGCAGACCACAGGAACCUCAAAAUUAGACUACUGCAAUGCAUUCCACAUGGGGCUGCCUUGGAAGAGUGGUCAGGAUGCGCAACUUGUCCAAAAUAUGACAACAAGGUUCUUGAUGGGCUUCUAGUUUGUAUCACACCUAGUCUCACACGUCUGAAUCACUUACCGGCUUGUGUCCAGGCCUUAUUGAAAGUGCUGUUUUGACUUUCAGAGCCUGAAAUGGUCUGGAACCAAGCUAUUGGGGGAAAGGGUGUCUUCUUACAUAUUCCCCUACUUACACCAUCUUGGGUUACUUCCUUUGCUGACCCAUGGACAGUGAGAGCCACAUCACGGGCUUUCUCUGUGGGAUUCCUUUUGUAGGAGGAGGCCUCUGGCUGACCCUUGUGAGUUUUUGAGGGCAGCCAAAGCUUUCACAUUUAGGAAAGCUUUCAUACUGCUGGACAAGAAGAGUCAGUGUGGUGUAGUGGCUAAGAGUGGUGGACUUGUAAUCUGGUGAACCGGGUUUGCUUCCCUGCUCCUCCACAUGCAGCUGCUGGGUGACCUUGGGCUAGUCACACUUCUCUGAAGUCUCUCAGCCUUACUCACCUCACAGAGUGUUUGUUGUGGGGAAGAAAGUGAAAGGAGAAUCUUAGCCGCUUUGAGACUCCUUAGGGUAGUGAUAAAGCGGGAUAUCAAAUCCAAACUCUUCUUCUUCUUCUUCUUUUUGUCUUGUUUUAUCUUGUUUGAUACUAGUGAAUGAUAUGUUACUUGUCAGCUCUGAUCAGCGGCGUAGCGUGGGUUGUCAGCACCCGGGGCAAGGCAAGUAAUUUGCGCCCCCUAACCCCUAACCUGCCGCCGCUGCCAGCUUCUUCUUGCUGCUGCCUGGGCUGGUCUGGUGUGGUUCUCUCCCGCGCUCAGCGCUGCGCUGGGCGGCCGCUGCACUGUCCCUCCCCCAGAUAGUCCCUCGCUCUCUCUCCGCACCGCACGCCUGGCACCCAUCCCCUCCACAGUGGGCGGCGACCCAGCAGCUCGGAUCGGAUUCGCACAGCCAGCACUGCAGUGAGAGAGAGUGAGUGAGCCAGGUAGGGGCAGAGAGCUGCGAGUGCGAGCGCGCCCCCCCAGAUGUUGCGCCCGGUGCGGCCGGCCCCCCCUGCACCCCCCACACUACGCCACUGGCUCUGAUUGUUGUUUUCUUUGUGUAUAAUUUGCCAGCUGCUGCAAGAACCAUGUACUGAGCAUGCAGAAUAUACAUGUUGUGCUCAGGGCCGGGGGUCCCAGUUAUAGAAGAUCUAAGCCAUGGGUAGGCAAACUAAGGCCCGGGGGCCGGAUUCGGCCCAACCGCCUUCUAAAUUUGGCCCACGGACAGUCCUGGAAUCAGCAUGUUUUUACAUGAGUAAUAAUAAUAAUAAUUUUUUUUAUACCCCGCCCUCCCCAGCCAAGGCUGGGCUCAGGGCAGCUAACAAGCAAUAAUAAAAACAAGUUGAAUGAAUACAACUUAAAAACAAGAUUAAAAUACAACAUUAAAAUACUGAAACAGUGAAAUAUUAAAAUGUUAAAAUGCAGCCUCAUCACAGGAGGAGAAAGGAAAAAGAAAGGGGGGGGAAUCAAAUUGUCUCUAAGCCAAAGGCCAGGCGGAACAACUCUGUCUUACAGGCCCUGCGGAAAGAAAUCAGAUCCUGCAGGGCCCUGGUCUCAUGAGGCAGAGCGUUCCACCAGGCCGGAGCCAGUGUUGAAAAGGCCCUGGCUCUGGUUGAAGCCAAUCUAACUUCCUUAGGGCCCGGGACCUCUAGGGUGUUGCUAUUUAUGGACCUUAAGGUCCUCCGUGGGGCAUACCGGGAGAGCUGGUCCCAUAGGUACGAGGGUCCUAGGCCGAGAAGGACUAGCACCUUAAAUCUGACCCUGUACUCCACCGGGAGCCAGUGCAGCUGGAAAAGAACUGGGUGAAUAUGCUCCCAUGGCAGAGACCCCGUGAGGAGCCUCGCUGCAGCAUUCUGCACCCGCUGGAGUUUCUGGGAGUUUCUGAGUAGAAUGUGUCCUUUUAUUUAAAAUGCAUCUCUGGGUGUGGGGCAUAGGAAUACGUUCAAUUCCCCCCCGCGCCCCCCAAUAUAGUCCUGCACUCCACAAGGUCUGAGGGAUAGUGGACCGGCCCCCUGAUCUAAGCCUUCACCAAAGUACUCAUCAGUGUGGGGAGGGUUGCAGAUGCAGCCCAGUCCAAGCAAACCCAGGUCAAGUGCACAUAAUUAGUCUAGGUCCAAACAUGAUCCAGAGACAAGGCCAGGCGACAGUCUAAGGUUAACAUCACAGGGAGGUUAGGCCAGACACAACACCACAAGGCAGGGAAGCCAGCACCAGGAACUAGCUACCAAAGACUUUUCUUUGUUUCCACAAACUGGAAGACUCAGGAGGGGAAGCCUUAUAUACUUUGGGCUCCUAAAUUACACCCUAACCACAACCGCUGCCAGUGAAGGAGUAUUAGGGACUCCGUUACUCAUGAAUAGUUGCAGUUGCUCAAAAGUAGACUGGCCUUGGGUUUGUAGACAGAUACUAUGCCUAGACCUGAUGCUUUUGGGGCAGGCACUCUUGAGGAAGAGGGGCACGUUCCUCCUCUGCCACUUCCAGGGGUUGUUCAUCAGGUAGCAGCCUGGAAGGGGCUCCUCAGGCUUGGCUUUAGCAAGUCCUCAACCUCUGCGAUGUCUGGUUCAUCCUCUGAGGACUCCACGUCUGAUAACUGGUCAGAGUAGUACUGCAAUCCGAAUCCUGUUUACUUGCAAGUAAGCCCCACUAAAUUCAAUGGGUCUUGCUUUUGAGUAGAGAGAGUUGUUCUAUUAGUUUUUAAUUAAAGUCUGAAAGAAAAAAUAGAAAGGUUAAUAUGAAAUGGUCUGGAUGAUAAUUAGCAUUGGUCUCAUCUAGUCCUCUACUGAUUCCUUACCCCAGGACUAGACAACCUGUGGCCCACCAGAUGUCGUUUGACUCCAGUUCCCAUCAGCCCUAGCCUGCAAGGGUAAUGGUCAGGGAAGAUAGGAGACAGUAGUCCAGAGGUGUCCCCCCACCACCACUCCUCAGAUAUUCAACCUGAUUAUGAAACUCACCCACUGAAUCAUACGACAUUUGCCAAAAUCACAAAUACAAUGCACUGUUUUGUCUCAAGCGUUUCAAAUCAUCUAGUCCAGAUGAUGGAUCCUGACAGAUCUUCAUUUGUCAUCUCAAAUUCUUUUACUGAUGUCACUUAAAUCCAUACUGCUAACACUACUGCAGUCUCACAUCACUGGGCUGCUGUAUUCUAUAGUUUAAGUCAUUAUGCAUGCCUGCAGUCUCUGUAUAAUGGCUAAGUAGACAGUGGUACCAGAUUCAGGUAAGUAGCCGUGUUGGUCUGAGGCAGUUUAAAUAAAUAAAAAAUUGUCCAGUAGCAACUUAGAGACCAGAACAAACUUAGCUGGUCUCUAAGGUGCUACUGGACAAUUUUUUAUUUAUUUAGAUAGUGGUAAUUAGUAUAUGGGACGCAGGUGGCGCUGUGGGUUAAACCACAGGGCCUAGGAUUUGCGAAUCAGAAGGUCGGCGGUUCGAAUCCCCGCAACGGGGUGAGCUCCCGUUGCUCGGUCCCUGCUCCUGCCAACCUAGCAGUUCGAAAGCAUGUCAAAGUGCAAGUAGAUAAAUAGGUACCGCUCCGGUGGGAAGGUAAGUGGCGUUUCCGUGCGCUGCUCUGGUUCGCCAGAAGCGGGUUAGUCAUCCUGGCCACAUAACCCGGAAGCUGUACACCGGCUCCCUCGGCCAAUAAAGCGAGAUGAGCGCCGCAACCCCAGAGUCAGACUGGACCAAAUGGUCAGGGGUCCCUUUACCUAAUUAGUAUGUAGGAUUUCGAUGGUUUGAGUUAAAUACAUUUAGAUCUGGCAGGAUUAGUUGAGCAUUCACACAUUUACCAGCUUCUAUGGUGUCAAGUCAUGCUGGCUGACAAGCAGUUAAGGGUGGGUGUUAUGUAUAUUUGGAUGAUACUGCUAGCAUCUUUAUAUAACAGGCCCAUGCCUAAAAUGUAGGCCUUUAUUCUUGCAUUAUUUGUUUCUCAUUUUUUUUAUGUGCUGGAUUUGGGAUUUCAAUCCAGCAUGUCUCUUUCUAAGAUUCAAGCAGAUUUUUAUCUACAGAAUUGACUCUUAAUCUGGUGCCUGGGGAAGUUGUGUUUAUUCUUCUUUGGGGAGUUUCCAGAAAAAUGCUGGACCAGAAUCUACUGCCAGGGAAUCCUUCAGAUGUUGUUGGACUCAGUUUCCAUCAGCCCCAGCCAGAAUGGUUGACAACCGACAACCAGGGAUGAUGGGAGCCCAUCCACAUCUGCAGGGCACCAUGUUGCAUACCCCUGAUCUACCACAAUGUUUCUGUACAGAACCAAUGGCCAACUGGUUCUCUUCAUGCUCUGCUUUGUUGGAAUCCUUUUUCCUGAAUCUGCUCUUUUAAUUUCACAUAAUUAGAAGGAUAGUUUCACAGUACCCUUCAUUUUCUGCAAUCAGCUCACAGGGAAUGAAGGUCAUUUGGAGGACUAGUAAAUCCAUCCUUUACUUUUCCUGUUUCUUGAAGCGCAAAAUGUUAGUAGCAUGCAUCUAUAUUAAUGCUGCCUCAGCACUGGUAGUUUUGAGAGAUGGGACAUGGAACUAAAAAGCAAUCUAUUGUGAAUUGUACAUGAAAAGUGUGCAUGAGAAAGGGGAGUAUCAGCUAUUUUCAAGAGUGGAGUUUACAUAUGUACUGAAUUAUUUCCCCCAAAUUUACCUAAAUUCAGUUUUGGGGUGUUUGGAAAAUCCAUUGUACUGUGUUGAUCAUAAACAGUACAGUUAUGAUGAACUGAGAUAUACCACUUUAUAUCACAUGACGAGAGUGAGAGGAUGGUGAGGAUAUCAUCUUGUAUUGGGGGCUCAUUCUUAAUGCUUGCAAGUAUUACAUUUUUAAGGUCAGGGUUCAUAUUGUAGCACCUGUUACAGCUAGCUACAGCUAUUAUUAUUUGAACUUAUAUUUUAAAUGCAAAGUUAGUAGAUAGAUGAUAGCUAGCUAGCUAGAUAUAGAUAGAUAGAUAGAUAGAUAGAUAGAUAGAUAGAUGAUAGAUAGAUAUAGAUAGAUGGCCAGCCACUUGCACUGGGAAAACAGGGCAAAUUGCUCUUUUACCACUCAUUGAUCAUCCUGACUGUAUAGGCAAAUGGGCAAUUAAGGCUGUACUAAAAAAGUAGGUCAUUUGUGCAGUCAUCCUGAGGACACACCCUUAGAACACUUGUGUAAUCGUAGGUGAGAAAGGCAUCUGGCUGUGUCAUACCAACAGGAUAAAUUGGCCAACAAGGAAAGUUACCAUAAUACAUUGCAAAACAGAUUUGGAGAAUCAAAAGUACAAGGAGCAGGGAGUGAAAAUGCCUGGCAAACAACAAGUGCAAUACUGGUGCUGGCAUGUGAGAAGAGGACUAGAAUUAAAAAAACAGCAAAAAAGGGCUCAUUCCCAUUAUAAAGAUGUUUAACUUAGCUCUAAGUAUGUCUUAGCAAUGUAAAUUAUUGACAUGGGGUUGAAAGUUGCUCCUGUCUAGACACCCAGGGUUCUUUCAGCACCAUAGAUGUGGACAGUUACCAACUAAGAAACUGAUUUACACACUGCUAAAAGACAGCUACUCAAUGUAAACUCCCUCCCCCUAGCUACAGUGGUACCUCAGGUUAAGUACUUAAUUCGUUCCGGAGGUCUGUUCUUAACCUGAAACUGUUCUUAACCUGAAGCAUCACUUUAGCUAAUGGGGCCUCCUGCAACUGCCGCGCCGCCGGAGCACGAUUUCUGUUCUCAUCCCGAAGCAAUGUUCUUAACCUGAAGCACUAUUUCUGGGUUAGCGGAGUGUGUAACCUGAAGUGUAUGUAACCCGAGGUACCACUGUAUUUUAAUUCCUACAGAACCCAAAUCUUGUGAGUCCCAGCUAAUCUAACAUUUCAUUAUCCAAUUGAGGAGUAACAAAUGAUAACACAUUUGUUUCUAUGCAUAGAAACAAGUAGUCAAACUAUUAGCACAACUAAUAGCAGAAGGCAGAAUGCCAGAACAUUGGCUAGCACAUUGGCUAGAAUGAUUAAUCAAUUAGAACUCUCGCUUGAGUGGGGCAUAUCAUGCCUGGGUAAAUUGUGUGGAGCUGAAAAUAUUGAUUUGAAUUUGCUUUUCUCCUAAACAAUAGGCUGGAUCUAUAAUGAGUUUAAAUCCAUUGCCAGCCUUUUAUAUUUAUUCCAUUAGAACAAACAGCUUUAUGUAGACAAAGGGAGAGUGGCAAUUUUCUUUUCUUGUCCUGGGAGUUUUGCAGCAUAAUUUGUUGUUGUUGUUGUUGACCUACUCUUCACUCAAAAAUCCCUGGGUAGGUUGUUGGCAUCCAUAUGUUUUGGGAGACAGUGGAGGAGUGCACUUUUGGGGGUGAAGUCAAAUGGUUGGAAGGUUAUAGAGCCUGCUGUGGCUGUAGAGACCGAUAUGGGAGAGAGAUGUUUUGUUGCAGCUACAGAAGAUGAGAACAGUUUGAGAUAACUUACCAUUACAAAAAUGUUGUGGGUCCUGAAAAUAUAUGUCUUAAGUGUCGAAGACCAGGGUUCAGAAGUGCUUUCAAGGAAAUCUGUGUCGUGAAGGUGACAGAUGCACGACAGUGGAGAGGGAGUUCCACAAAUGAGGUGGUCCUUCAGAGAAUGCCCUCUCCUGGGCCAGUAUCUCCUCAAGCUUCUGAGAGUGGUAGAGCUACUAAGAGCGCUAUCUAUCAUCUAUCUAUCUAUCAUCUAUCUAUCUAUCUAUCUAUCAUCUACCAUCUAUCAUCUAUCUAUCUAUCAUCUAUCUAUCUAUCUAUCUAUCAUCUAUCUAUCUAUCUAUCUAUCUAUCUAUCUAUCUAUCAUCUAUCUAUCAUCUAUCUAUCUAUCUAUCUAUCUAUCUAUCUAUCUAUCUAUCAUCUAUCUAUCUAUCAUCUAUCUAUCUAUCAUCUAUCAUCUAUCUAUCUAUCUAUCUAUCUAUCUAUCUAUCUAUCUAUCAUCUAUAUAUCUAUCAUCUAUCUAUCUAUCUAUCAUCUAUCUAUCUAUCUAUCUAUCUAUCUAUCAUCAUCUAUCUAUCUAUCUAUCUAUCUAUCUAUCUAUCUAUCUAUCAUCUAUCUAUCUAUCAUCUAUCUAUCAUCUAUCUAUAUCUACAGUAUCUAAUCUAUCAUCUAUAACAUCUAUCUAUCGUCUAUCUAUUAUUUACCUCCCUCCCUCCUUAUCUAAAUAACUUUUUAUUGGGUUUGAUAAAUAAGAGUGAUAGGAAUAAUAAAUGAUGUAAAUAAAUAGACCAAGAAUAAAGCUCUUUCUUUUUCAUCUCAUUAAUUAAAUGUGGGCCAAGUUCUAUCAGUGCUGUGGCUUUGUCAUAAUGCUUCAUUGAAGUAAAUUUGGCACUCAAUCCUUGGGAGCCCAACUGCUUUCAGAGCCUUUUUGCUCUCAGUUGUCGUAAGCAUGGGGGGCCACACACACAUUUGCAUAUACUGUGGUUCCUCAGGUUAAGAACUUAAUUUGUUCUGGAGGUCUGUACUUAACCUGAAACUGUUCUUAACCUGAAGUACCACUUUAGCUGAUGGGGCCUCCUGCUGCUGCCACACGAUUUCUGUUCUCAUCCUGAAACAAACUUCUUAACCUGAAGCACUAUUUCUGGGUUAGCGGAGUCUGUAACCUGAAGCGUAUGUAACCUGAAGCGUAUGUAACCCGAGGUACCACUGUAGUGCAUCUUAUGAGCACUUGUUGAGUCACUAUCACAACUGGGUGCCGCUUGAGAAAUAACCAGGCUAGGUCUAAAAUAGAAUGACUGCCCUGUGACUCUCCCCUGCUUGCUUUGGAAAAUAAAAAGCCUGAGAAAAACCCAGGCUUUAAUGAAAGAAAAAAGGACAGCAAUGAAAAUGUUAGAAAAAAAUCUAAUUAAAUCUAGAAAAACUUGUACCUUGGAAAUUUUAUCGCAUAGUUUUCAAUAUUUGGGUUUAGCAGCAGUGGGCGCACGAGACCUCUGUGCUUCUGGGUUGAUUCUUCUCCACCUUUUUACUGUAGCUUGUUAGUCUAAUGCCCUGAAGAUGCUAAUGGACAACACCAUCUUCCUUGACCAUUGGCCAUGUUGGCUGGGUCUGAUGGACGUCCAAGAGCAUCUGCAAGACCACCAGUUCUGCAUCGCUUGUCUAAGCCCUGUUCCUCUCCCCAGCCAGCAGCACCAGUGGUGGGGACACCCACCACCACGAGGAGGGAGAUUGGCAGAGUCCUCCCCUCCUUCAUUCCCAUUGUGUACUCAAAUAACCCAUCAAAGCUCAUCUCUGCUGCUGGUGCUAUGAUUUAAGUAGCUUACCUGAGAAAGUGGGGGGGUUUAAGAAUGCUUUAAACUGGAAUAAUCAUGUUGUACCUAAAUUGCUUCACCCAGCUUGUGGCCAAGAUGAAUGGAAGACAAAGUCUGUGAGUCACUGCUUCAUUUGUUGCCCUGAGUGAGUUUGCACUCUUCUGCAAAGCAUCUAUUUUUGAACAUAUUUGCAAAUCAGGCUCUGUGUAAGUAGUACAUUUUGGGGAGUGGGGUCAGUAGUUGACCUUGAUGGCCUAGGCUCUAGUAAAUGUCAGCUGUCAGGCAAUGCUAGUGUUGCAGGAACCCUUCCCCCAAUCAUUUAGUUUGUACAAACUCGACACACACACACUCACUCACACACGACAUAUGCGAUGUUUCUGUUAUAAAUUCAUAGAAAAUCAACCGUACAUCGGAUCUACACCAUUCCACUUUUAUUUUGCUCCAUGACGAAAGGACUACCAAAGGGGGAAGGUUUGAUACAGGGCAGCCAUAAUCCCUUGAGCGUACCAACACGUACUCAGGAGCCCUACCCAGUUGGCAUGCCAACCGUGAUGGUCCCAGACAGAAGACCAUCAAGGUCACAAAAAAUUUGCAUAUGGGAGUGGAUUCAGCACAGACUGAGACAAAGGACAAUGAUCAGCUCUUCCCUCUGGAGGCAGGAUACUGCAAACUCCCCUUUGUCCACUGGAAAGUACUCAUGGGGAGGGGGAAAGGCAGAACUGGCCAGGUGAGAAGACACUCAGGUUACCACCACAACUCCUCCCUCAACCCCUCCUUUUUGUGAUGUGUCAAUGAUGUAGUCAUGAUGUAGUUGUGAUGUAGUUCUAGGGGUGUAGCUUGGGGGAUUAGUAACUAAUAAAAGUUGAGGUCUCCUUUUGUUCAGGGCUUCCAUCUUGUUUCACCUGGUGGCAGGUGGGAGUCCUGUCGCGACAGUCUUCAAUAAAGACCAAGCCUACUGGCUGCUGUUUUGCUCUGGUAUUCCUGGCUGGUAUCCUUGUUUUUUGUCCAAGGGAGCCCUCAGAUUUCUCCAUUAACACUAGCUGCUAAUGCAAUGCCUGAUCACAACCUUUUUCUAGGGGAAAUCCUCUCACCUUCACCUUGCCUUGAACCAUAAGAAUGAGCAAGUCAAUUUUUACCAUGCAACAGGGAGGACCUUAGCUCAGUGGUAGAGCACGUGAUUUGCAUGCCAAAAGUCUCAGUUUAAACCCACAGCAUCCACAGGUCGGACAGGGAAAGACCCCUGCCUGAAACUUUGGACAGCUGCUGGCAGUCAGUGUUGACAAUAUGGAGCCAGCUGGACCAAUGUGUUCUCUAUACAAGAGAACUUUCUAUGCUCCUAAGAUUGCCACCAGAAUCUGGCUCUGUUGCACCCUAUUGCAUUGGCUUUAUGUCCCUACUGUAGCCUUAUUAGACUUUACCGAUUGGUGGGCUCUGCGUUGCUCCCGGACGGGAGGAAGGAAGUCAAAUGACACCAAGGGUUGGUUCAGAGAAGGAGUUCUUUAUUUCUGCUCUCCGGAGCAGCAGAAAGGCACUUGCGUGGUCAGUCCACAGCAAGUCCAAAGAAAUGAGAGAUUUCAUGCAGUAUAUAUAUCCUCCAGGCACCCUCUCCCCCCUUCUCCAGGAAUCCAGCUACGUCAGCUUGCACACGCAGGUUGACAUCACAGAUGUUCCUGCUCCAGUACUCUUAACCAUUAAAGGGUUUUCCUUCCUGUACUUCUGACCAUAAAAGGAUAUUCCUGUUCCUAUACUCUUAUCUUGGAGCAAGAGGUCACCAACUCCAAGAACACACUCUGGUGCUGUUCCCGGACUAGGUCUGUGCGUCAGAGUGUGGUAAGGUAAGACCCGGACAUGUCAUCCCUACUCCACUGGAACAGCCAAGGUCGUCCAUUGCCAUGACUGAUAAGGGAGAGAGCUUUGUUUAUACAGCUGUGUUCUUGUUAUGCAUUUUGCUCAACAGCUCAAGUUAAUGCAUUUUAGAAAUGCUCCCUUGGAGAUAGAAGAAAAGGGGGUUUUGGGGUCCGUUUCAAACUGACUACACAGAAACCCAUUCCUUCACUACUGCAUUCUGACUUCUCCAUAUUCAUGUGUGCGCAUGGCGGGGAAUGUGAGACUCGUAGAAAUGUUAGUUUCUUAACUAGCACACUGUCUUUUGAGGCAGCAAAACUGCAUCUGCUCCAGAGCCACAACCAAAGAGCUGGGCUUACAUGUCACCUCCCUGACUAUGCGACCUCAUGUGCAGCAAGGCAAGCAAUACAUUCAACGCAACCCUUUAGCUUGGCUCUGGAGCAUAUUACGUUUUUCUGUUUUCUGCCUUUCUCAGCUUGUGGCCACCCAGAUGUGAUUGCCAGAGUAUCUGGAACAGUGAGGGAAAACUGGGAAAUGUGUCUGUUGUGUGCAUUUGUUUAGACUCAUUUGGUUUGGGAAGGCUUCAGCGCUUUAAUUAGUGGAAUGAAGCUGAAAGUCUGCUCUUCUCUAAAAAUAACAUCCUGUGAAAUUUAUGUUGCAGACUAUGAGCUCAGUUGUGGCAUUGUGGGGUGUGUGUUUUUUAUUAGCUCAUUUCAUACCUUUUGGGAUUUUUCUCCUGCUUAGAGAAACAACUGGGUUUUUUUAUAGCCUUAACAGAACCAGCGGCUAUGUAGAUUUGUUACCCUCUUAUUAUAAUUCUGGCAAACAGCUUUUGACUCUGCUCUUCUCUGCUUGCUUAACAGUCUAUGGACAGGUGGAGUCAAAUCAGCACCAGAUUUAGGGUGGUGCAAGGAGUUCCGCCAGCACACAGGGUGCCAAGCUGAGGGGGUGCAAAGUAAUAAUAAUAAUAAUAAAUUUUGUUCUUCAGUCGUUUAGUCAUGUCCGACUCUUCGUGACCCCCUGGACCAGAGCACGCCAGGCACUUCUGUCUUCCACUGCCUCCCGCAGUUUGGUCAAACUCAUGCUGGUAGCUUCGAGAACACUGUCCCACCAUCUCAUGCUCUGUUGUCCCCUUUAUGGUCUUUAUGGUCCAGCUCUCACUUCCAUACAUCACUACUGGGAAAACCAUAGCUUUAAAUAUACAGACCUUUGUCAGCAAGGUGAUGAUGUCUCUGCUUUUUAAGAUGCUGUCUAGGUUUAUCAUUGCUUUUCUCCCAAGAAGCAGACGUCUUUUAAUUUUGUGACUGCUAUCACCAUCUGCAGUAAUCAUGGAACCUAAGAAGGUAAAAUCUCUCACUGCCUCCAUUUCUUCCCCUUCUGUUUGCCGGGAGGUGAUGGGACCAGUGGCCAUGAUCUUAGUUUUUUUGAUGUUGAGCUUUGGACCAUAUUUUGCACUCUCCUCUUUCACCCUCAGUAAGAGGUUCUUUAAUUCCUCCUCACUUUCUGCCAUCAAGGUUGUGCCAUCUGUAUAUCUGAGGUUGUUGAUAUUUCUUCCAGCAAUCUUAAUUCUGGCUUCGGAUUCAUCCAGUCCAGCCUUUCACAUGAUGAAUUCUGCAUAUAAGUUAAAUAAGCAGGAAGACAAUAUACAGCCUUGUUGUACUCCAUUCCCAAUUUUGAACCAAUCAGUUGUUCCAUAUCCAGUUCUAACUGUAGCUUCUUGUCCCACAUAGAGAUUUCUCAGGAGACAGAUGUGGUGAUCAGGCUCACUCCCAUUUCUUUAAGAACUUGCCAUAGUUUGCUGUGGUCAACACAGUCAAAGGCUUUUGCAUAGUCAAUGAAGCAGAAGUAGAUGUCUUUCUGGAACUCUCUGGCUUUCUUAAUAAUAAUAAUAAUAAUAAUAAUAAUAAUAAUACCACCUAUAUUUAUAUGGUACAUUCUGAGGAGAUCUCUAAAAAACAAGUGUACCAAAAUGAAUUAUUGUGAAAAUAAGAAAUAAUGAAGGGUGGGGCACCAAAUUUUGUCCUUACCCAGGGCACUGUAUUACCAAAGUCUGCCCAUGGUCAAAUGCACCCCAACAGCACUGAGAGAAAAAUCUUUAGACAUUUUUUUUCUGGUCAACUGGCUACCCUAAGGUUGAAUGCAUAUCAAACCUCUAGCAAGAUUAGGAUGCACAUAUAUGAGGGCUUUUCCUAGUGGGAAAAAUAACAAUUCAAAUUUGCUAUAAGAUGUGAAAUUUAUCCAGGGCUUUAAGAAACAGUAUAUGCAGCAAGAUAAUCCGUAGGUGUUCAAAGAUGGGUUUAAAUACUCUAGGGCUGCCAUAUGUCCGGAUUUUCCCUCUAUUUACAGAAAUAUUGUAAAAUUAAGGAAUUUUAGAAGGAUGUUGGAUAGAAACUAAGUGAUUUCUAGCUGUAAUGCUUUAAGAGAUACGAAAAAAGGUUUUAUAAAUGGGUAAAAGCUUAAUGGUAAGGACUUGCUGAACUAACAAACUGAACUGGAAUACAAAAAAGGGAGGUACGAGGAGGUCCGGGGAAAUAAGUGAAAGGAGGAUAUGUUAUGGAAAACUAACGAUGUGUUUUUAAUUGUUUUUAUUUUGUAUGUUUCCUUUUAUUUUUAUUUUUAUUUUUUGCUAUAUCUUAAAAACUUUAUCCUUUUUUCUGUAUUUUGUAUUUUCUUCUAUUUUUAUUUUCUGUUUUUGUAUUUUUUGAAACUUUAAUAAAUAUUAUUUUUUUUAAAAAAAAAAGAUUUCCCCAGACAUUACUGGGAUUUCAAAGGCAGAAAUGACGUCUGGGGGGGAUUUCUGAAAGGUAGCACUUUGUCCUGGAUCUUAGGCAAGUCAAUAAAAAACGUUUUUUGGCACUUUUCUAAAAAAGGGGGGGAGGGGAAAAAAUUAAGAACCUCAACAAUUUUCAGGGUGCCCUGGUUUUUACUUUUUGAAAUAUGGCAACGCUAAAAUACUUGUAUGUCUGAACCUGAGCUGUAGUAGGAGAGUCUGUUACAACCUUGCUUCCCAUCUACCAGUUUAGCUGAAACUUUAGCAGUCUAGUGUCACAUUUGACUACAAUGAAAGAAAAGGCGGCCGUCACACAAACGUAUUCCAAAAUAGGUACAUCCAUAGAAACAAACAUUUUAUAAAUAUCUCCGGUUGCUUCUAGUACCAGAAGGGGGCGCGUCUAUAACUGAGAAAAACAGCCGAGUAGACUAUGGUGAAGUAAGCAAGCAAUUUUUAAAUCUUACCAGGAACAGUGAUUUUUAAAAACCCCAAAAAACCUGGGAUUAAAAAAGUUAAAGGAAAUGGAAAUUUGGUUUUUAAGAGGUAAAAAUUUAAUGUUAUAUUAUAUUAAGAUUAAGGAUUGGGAUUAAAAAAGAGGGAAAGAAACUGCUGGACAAACAAAUUGAAAUGGAAUACAAAAGAGGGAGGUAUGAGGAGGUCCAGAAAAUAAGUAAAUUUAAAAAUGGUGAUGAAAAGGUGGUAUUGUUUUUAACUGUUUUCUUUUUUGUCUUUUUUUUUUUUUGGAUUAUGUAUUGUGUAUUUUUGAAUUGUGUAUUUUUCUUUUUUCUUUUUAAUUUUUUUAUUGAUGUGUUCUUUUUAUUGGAAAUCUUAAUAAAUAUCAUUAAAAAAAAAAAACCCAAAAAACCUGCAGUAACUAUACCACUCUUAUGCAGCUAUUGCAGGGCACCCUGACAUCUUUCCUCAGCCCUUGCGAGGAUAUUGAGUUGUUCAAGGACUGAAUGUCUUGUGGUUUGUCCCUGGGAAAAUAUGCCCUAUGGCUAACACAUUCAUUUCAGUUGUGAAUAUGACUGGAGUUCUACCACUGGAUUGUGUCUGUGGCAAUAAAUCCUUCUCCCAUUGCACACUAUUCUGACCUGUAUGUUAUAUAUGCUUUUUAAAAGCAGUGAAUUCUAGCAGAGCUCUCCUUCUGUAGUAAUGCUUCAUCUUUGGGGUUUAUUUAGUCUUUUAUAUAGAACAGGGCUGGAGAAACUUGUGGUCCCACCAGGAUUUUUUUAGCUACAGGUCCUACCAUACCUUUCUGUUGGCCAUGCUGGAGUCCAGUAACAUCUGGAGGCUCCCCACAUCUGGGUGUUCAAAAUGCCUCAGAUGCCUUAUUCUAUUGUGAUCCUGACCGCAACCCUCAAAGAGCAGAUGUUCCACUCUGCUGUUAUUGUAUUAUGUAUGUGUUGUCAUACCUGCGUGAUUCUUUAUUAGAGAAUUUGUAUAUCACCCUUGAUAAAUUCCAGGGUGGUUUAUAAUACAGUGGUACCUCGGGUUACAGACGCUUCAGGUUACAGAUGUUUCAGGAUACAGACUCCACUAACCCAGAAAUAGUACCUUGGGUUAAGAAGUUUGCUUCAGGAUGAGAAGAAAAAUCGUGCUCCAGCGGCAGUGGGAGGCCCCAUUAGCUAAAGUGGUGCUUCAGGUUAAGAACAGUUUUAGGUUAAGAAUGGACCUCCAGAACGAAUAAAGUUCUUAACCUGAGGUUACCACUGUACACAAUUUAAACACAAUGUGAAAACUAAAGCAAACAUACCACAGUCAGUGUUGUUACCCCCACAUUUCAGAGAGGGAGCUCCUCUAAGUGGUGUACAUGGAAUGCAAGACAAUGAAAAGAGGUUAAAAUGAUAAUAUCAGAAUUGAGUUAACAUGCCUGCUGGCACUGGAAUUUCAACAGGGGUGGGGACAGCCUGACCUCAUACGGGAGGGAGUCCCGCAAAUUUGGGCCCACAAUAGUGAAUGCAUGAUUCCUGGUGAACUUGAGCCGUGUGUCCACGCCAUAGGAGACUGCUAACAGUGAUGCCCUCAGAGACCUUGGUGAUCAGGCAGGGACACCAGGCAGACCUUGACAUAACCUGGACCCAAAACACCCACCCACCCCACUCACACAUGAAAACAAAGAUCACCACAGCCAAUCACAAACAAACAACCACACCCUAGGCCAACCACAAGCUCUCUCACCACCAAAGAAACACAGAUGAACAGCAGAGAACCUGCACGAGCAACACUGACACCAAACCCUACAUACAUUAAGCAAAAUAGAAACAUCGCCACCCGACCCCACCCCCACCCAUCUUCCCCCCCCCUCCACCCCUUUUUCCUCUCUAAUGUCUCAACAAAUGAAACUGAUUUGUAAAAAUGUUACAUGGAAAAAAUACGAGAGACAUUACACAUACUUCUGUAAAAUCUUUAAUAAUAAUUAAAAGAAUAACCUGGACCGAAGUUGUUAAGGACUUUCAACCUUGAACUCCACCUAUCAGCAUAUGGGCAGGGGGAAAGAUGGCUUAUAACCAUUGCUAUCCAAAGAUGAUGGAUGGAACAGGCAACAGAGCUUGCUGACUAAACCUCAGUUGGUGACCAGAGUUAUCCGGGGAGAAUCCUACCUCAAUAUUCUUUAUCCUAAACAAAGCUGAAAAGAUGUGUUGUGAUACCAUUGCUGCCGGGUCAUUGUCCUUAGGAGAACUUCAUUGUUUUUGUCUGGGUCAAAUAUCCCAGGCUGCCACUCCACAAGAGCACCUCUUAAAAUGUGUACUCACUUAAUUUAACAAGAGAAGCUCUGUUCUCUGAGACUUCUGGAAAAAGAAAAUACAUUGGUGGUUAUUUCCCCCACCCAGUUUGUGCUAAGAGCUCAGUGUAAACAAUGUUAUUAUUAGUUUAUACUGUAUUUUUAAAAGUUCUUAACUUACCAUGUACACAUGAUUCUGCAUUUCCUUCUUCCGGAAGAGGAAAUGAGCCUGCUUUCAUGUGAUUAACAAGCAGAGGGAUUUGCGAAAGUGACAGCUGUAUAAAUGCAGCUGGCGAAACCUUUGCAUUGUCAGAUGUGUUUGAAUUCUGCUGGAGCAGAAGGAGCAGCGCAGAGAUGGAACCCGAGCGAGAACCCAGGCGUAUCAGGGAAGGAUACCUCGUCAAGAAGGUACGUGCGAACCAUUUUGGACAAAAGCUGUGGGAGGGCAGUGCUUGAUCUGAGCAAACUGGAAUGCCGAGUUGACUAUGCUUGAGCUUGUGAACCUCAGAGCUAUAACUCUCAGGCAGAAGGACAGGGCACAUACGUAGAACAUAAAAGCCUUCGUUAAUCUCGGUAAUAUUUAUGUUUGAAAUAUAGAGUGCCUUUUGUUUUCUGUGAGCAUGCAAUGGCAAGCGAGGCAGAGGGACAGGACAGACAUGCCUCUUCCACAAUAGCUCGGUUGGUAGAGCAUGAGACACUUCACCUCACGUGAAGUGAGGUUCAAGCCCCAUGUUGGGCAAAAGAUUCCUUCAUUUCAGGGCGUUGGACUAGAUGGCCCUCGUGGUCCCUUCCAACGCUACAAUUCUAUGGGUCUAUGUAUGAAAUUAUGCCUGUUGUGGAGAAAUUGGAUAGAGAGACAUCAUAAUCCAAGAAUAUGGGUUAGCCAAAAAAGCUGGCAUCAGCUGGUGAAGGGCAGGUUUUAAGUACAAAUAAUAAAUAUUUAUUUGAUGAUGCUGGAUGAGACCACAGAAGACUGUGAUAUUAAAGCAAGUGAUCUUUCUCUCUAAACCAAUGAGAAUCCUCCGGGGUAAUUGACACCCACAUCCCACAACACAGGAUUGAUGGAAUGUUUGAUGAGUAGGAAAACCCUACAAGGAAAUGCCCAGACCACAAGACCAACUAAGAUGGCAAGGGAGGAACCAAAAGAGGCUUCUUGUGUGCUGAUAAGGAACUUGCCAAAGCAGAAGCUUUUCUGUUGGGGAAUUCUAAGUGCCACAAACAAGAACAAAAGAGUUGGCACUUCAUCUUUGCCUAAAGUUUAUUUUGGACAUUUAUACCCUACUUUUCUGGGGCAAUUCAUAUGAAUUAAUGCCGAGGGCCUUCUGGCGGUUCCCUCGCUGUGAGAAGCCAAGUUACAGGGAACCAGGCUGAGGGCCUUCUUGGUAGUGGCACCCACCCUGUGAAACGCCCUCCCACCAGAUGUCAAAAAGAAAAACAACUACCAAACUUUUAGAAGACAUCUGAAGGCAGCCCUGUUUAGGGAAGCUUUUAAUGUUUAAUAGGUUAUUGUAUUUUAGUGUUUUGUUGGAAGCCGCCCAGAGUGGCUGGGGAAACCCAGCCAGAUGGGCGGGGUAUAAAUCAUAAAUUAUUCUUAUUCUUCUUAUUCUUCUUAUUCUUCUUCUUAUUAUUAUUAAAAACAAACUUAACAAGAAAACAGCAGUGUCAUAACACAGUGUUAUAAACACCAUUGUCAACAGCAGACAAAAGACAUAUCAAAGGCUCAAAUAAAAAAAUGCCCACUGGAUUGAAUUAGUCUUAAAAGCAGGAGAAGGCAUGGGGCCUCUUUUCACAGGCUAUUCCAUAGUUUAGGUGCCACAACUGAAAAGACCUCUCUUUAGCUGGUGAAGGGGAAACCAGAAGGGCCUCAGAAUCAAGCAGAUUCAUAUGGAAGGGUCUAGGGUAGAAUGUGGCCCUCCUAGCAUCUCUAUCUGGCCCUUUGGACUCUCUCCAGGCCACUGCCCUCAGCAGCCAUGCUCCACAUGCUUUUGCCUGGCUGGAAUGUGCUCUUUCCCUGCAAUAAUGCCUCUUGCUUGCCUGAAUGAAGUUAUGCGUGUGUGUGUGUGUGUGUGUGUGUGUGUGUAUACUUCUGACUUUUACAUGGCUAGAAUGUAGUCAGCUAUAUAAUAAUAAUAAUAAUAAUAAUUUAUUAUUUGUACCCUGCCCAUCUGGCUGAGUUUCCCCAGCCACUCUGGGCGGCUUCCACAGAGACCAAAAAUACACUAAAAUGUCACACAUUAAAAGCUUCCCUGAACAGGGCUGCCUUAAGAUGUCUUCUGAAUGUCAGGUAGUUGUUUAUCGCUUUGACAUCUGAUGGGAGGGUGUUCCACAGGGCGGGCGCCGAGAAGGCCCUCUGCCUGGUUCCCUGUAGCUUUGCUUCUCGCAAUGAGGGAACCGCCAGAAGGCCCUUGGCGCUGGACCUCAGUGUCUGGGCUGAACGAUGGGGGUGGAGACACUCCUUACAAAGGUAAGAAAUGAAUUUAGGGAAUACACAAAGCAAAACACAGCCAUUCUUCCAGAUUCACACUUCUCUGAAUUUUGCCACUUCCCUAGCCAAGAAAUAUAUGAGGGUUAAAUGUGGAUAAAAAUACAUAUAACAAUAAUAUUAACAUACAGAAAUGCAUUACAUUCAGGGAGAGUGUUUUGCAAAAAAUAUAUGUGUUAGUAAUUCCACAUACCAAAAAAACUUUUUUUACUGGGAGAAAUUAGCACUAAAAUGUGAGCAAGUCUUCACGGGAAUUUAGAAAGAUAAAUAUCUGCACAUUCCUGCAGAAAUGACAUGAACCUAAGUUGGAAAAAUGAGAUGCAAAUGAACCCAAAUCAAUAGAUCUAUCUGGGGCUGGGUUAUGACAACAGAUGUGGGGAGGCUUUCUCAUCUGGGGCAUGCUGGCCAUGGGCUUGACUUACCAGCAGAAUAUAUGUGGUGCAGCUCUCAGGAUUCAACAGGUGGGGCAGCUGGGAGUAGCCGUUGUGUUUAGGCAUGUGGUGUAACAGACUCAAAGGAAAGGAGAAGUGGUAUUUUGGGGAAGUUGCCCAGAGGCCACACUUCUAGUUUUCUAUCUCUUCCCCUCCUAAAAAAAGAAAAGAAAAGAAGUAUUAUUCAUUUGAGAAUAAUAUUCAGGGAACUUCUGUCUUGGCUCUGUUCUUUGAUUGAUGAAAGAGUCGGCAACAAUGGGUUAAAACAAAAGCACAUGGGGGGGGUUGUAGAUGCAAAAGAGACUAGGUCUCCUGCUUCUUUACUAAUUGCAUAGGAAUUUCAGCAAGUGUAGCUCUGCGUCUAUAUAAUUAUUUAAGUUACAGGAGCUCUGUCCUCUUUUCCAUCUGACUAACCUACUACACCAUAGGAAGUGAAACCAAUCCCUCCCUCCCCUACAUGAACUCAGUUUGGGUUCCAGGGGUUGGGGUUUCCAAAGCCAAACUUCUUCCAGCUGGCCUUAGAAAUAUUACUGCAAGCUCCAGGCCUGCGUGCCAGGAAGAGAAAGCCCUAGUCAUUUGAUUAUCAGUUCUAGAGAGCACAGUUUGUCUCUCCUGUACAUCACAACCUAUGAAGCCCUACAAGCUUUUCAGAAAUGAAAUCUCCCAUUAAUUAUUUCCAAGCCAGAGCCUACGAGUCUCUUUUGGGAUGGUGCACAAUGCGUAUGAGGAUAGAACUUUGGGAGCAAUUCCGAAGUAGAGAGUAGCCACGAUUUCAAUGUAGAAAAUCAGACUCUACAUGAAAUAGGACAACAUUGCCAUUAUAAGCCGUAAGGUAUCACAGAAGGCAGCAAAGAUUCUCUGGCCUCCGUGCACAAAGAACAGACAUCCCAUACAUGUAAGAAGAUCAGACGCAGCAUCAUUUGAGUCACUGUGGGAGAUCUGAAAUGGCAGCUGCCUUGCCUUGGUCAUGGUGCUGCCGCUGAAGCAAAAAGCUGCCUGUCAGCUAAUAUAAACUGCUUUGCCAAGAUGUGCCUGCAAAUCUCCAGAUGUCCCUGACCCUAACCAGGACCGGCCUAGUGGUUUGCAUUGCGAAGCCUUACAGUAUGAAUAGGUAACAACAGCAAGCUACGGAGAAAGCAAUUAACGGUAUACAGUGGACCUCUGAAGCUAUAACCCUAUAUAGUGGUACCUCAGGUUAAGUACUUAAUUCGUUCCGGAGGUCCGUUCUUAACCUGAAACUGUUCUUAAUCUGAGGUACCACUUUAGCUAAUGGGGCCUCCUGCUGCCGCUGCACUGCUGCUGUGCUAUUUCUGUUCUCAUCCUGAAGCAAAGUUCUUAACCCGAGGUACUAUUUCUGGGUUAGCGGAGUCUGUAACCUAAAGCGUAUGUAACCUGAAGUGUAUGUAACCCGAGGUACAACUGUACUGAGUUACUUGGGACUCAAGGAAGCUCAGUGUAAGUCCGUGGGCUGUAAAUCUGAGUGUGUGACCAGGGGACAGAAUCUCAAACCCAGGGUUGAAUGCAACCUCUCUACUAGUCCUCAGAAUUGCACUACAUGUCACAAACAGCAUACAUAUUGUAACGAAAGAGAAUGCUUCUCGCUUUCACACGGGACAGCACCUUGUGGUUUUCUCAGCUUCUUCAGUUGAGAAGUGCUGGGGAAACUACAUGAUUUCCCUGUUAAGUUUUGCUUCUUAAUCUCAUGUGAGUACAAUUAUGAAGCACUUUCUUGAAUGGUUAUGUCUCAUGUUUCAGGGCGUUGCCCUGGCACUGAAAACGGAUUCUGGGCUCAACUUUUACCGUGAGCACAGCCCUUUGUGUUAACUUAACUCCUUCUAUCCAAAGCGACUUUCCUUUUCUUUUUCUUUCUAAUGUGUUUUUAUUAAAAGUGCAUACCGUCUCUCUGUUUCCAAUCACAGAGUCCUUCAUGCAGGUCAGUUACAUUCAGUGUGACAUUACUGGCCAACGUAAAUGAGCAGUCAUCAUUCAAAGGCUGUCGUGCUGGUCCCUGAGCCUUAUAGCGCCCUCUCUGCCCCUUCCACUUCUCUCUGCUUUCUGCCUCCCAUCCCAUCCCCUGGAGCAACCUUGACCUGAGCAAGCAAUGACAUCCUUCUGUGGUGUGUACAGAGCUUCUGAACUGAGGCAACAUUAGGCCUUCAAACCAUGAUUGAAUCAAAUAAUUCAGAAACCCCAGUAUGGGCAGCAAUUAAUUAAAGCUUUGUGGGUCUGGUUUUAGAGACCUCUUCUUUUCAACUGCUUUAUGUUGUAGUGCAAUCCUGCUGGCCACUACUUACAGGUACACAAUAGAUCAUAUAUAUGUUAUUUUCCUAAUCACAAAUUACCAGCCUCUGUCGACUAAUCAGGGACAUCUUGUUUUUAAAACCCUGUCCUAAAGCCAUACAGCUGAACACGCCUGCUUUCUUAAUAUAUCGGUAUGUUAGUUUUUGCUUAUUGGAGAAACCUCAAAACAGCCAGUAUAGUGUGAGAAUUAAGUAACCAAGCUAGUUGCUUCACACUUUAUACAGAACUGCGAAAUUGCAAGUCACCACUAAAUGCUGUUCUAACCUAACCACUGUUCCAUAAUGCUCAGCACUCCUUUUCCCUUAACCCCCUGCUCCCCUAUUAUUUUUCAGACUACCGCAGAGAUCACAUGGCAUUUGAUACAAAAAUUAUAUUGUCUAAGGUGUUUGUACUGUAUAUCGGGUCAGUCAAAUUCCUCUCCCAGCUCUAGGAAUAGGCACAAUUUACUUAGUUAUUUAAUUUGCAUCUUGCUCUUCUUCCCAGAGGAGCCCAGUGCAGCAAACAUCAAAAUUUUUAAGAGUAAGGCAUUCUUCCAGAAUGGCAGCUGGAAAAAGGAGAGGACUUCUGCAGGAACCCAAACCUCUAUUGUGUCUGUGCCUGCUGUAUACUCCUUUCAUUUCAUUAAAAGGUGGAAUACGCACCUAAGGACAGAUCAACCCCAUAUAUACAAAGCACAUUUGAUGUACAUUUAAAGCAUCAGCGUUAAAGGUCAGCGUUUUGAUUUGGAUUUCGGCAUCAAUGUCAGCCCUUGUGAAAAGAUAAGUGCCCAAUGGUUCCCAAGCAGUUAUCUUUUCACACGGGCUGACAUUGAUGCUGAAAUCUAGCAUCGCCUGAGCUCUGCGAGUACAGCUUUCUCCCGAUUGAAGUGCAGAGUGUUUGAGGUCCGGGACAUUCGCAGGGAAACCAAAAUGCUUGUUUCCAAAGCUAUUGUACUACCAACCUUACUGCAUGCUUGUGAAACAUGGACCGCUUAUAAACGCCAUCUCCGACUCCUUGAAAGUAUCCAUCAAUGGUGUCUCCAAAAUUUUUUACACAUCACUUGGGAAGACAGGUGAACUAAUACCAGUGUACUGGAAAAUGCAAAGAUCACCAGUGUUGAAGCAAUGAUUCUUUCAACAUCAACUUUGUUGGACUGGUCAUGUUGUUCAGAUGCCUGAUGAUCGUCUUCCAAAGCAACUACUCUAUUCUGAACUUAAAAAUGGAAAGCGUAAUGCUGGUGGUCAACAAAAGUGGGUUAAAGACUCUCUCAAGGCAAAUCUUUAAAAAAUGUAGUAUAAACACCGACAAUUGGAAAACACUGGCAUGCGAGCCAAUUGGAGAACAGCCUUUACCAAAGGUGUUGUGCUCAAACUCAGGAUGAAAGGGAGGAAGACAUGUUGUGUAAGGAUGUGUGGAUCCAGAAUUGGCCUCCACAGUCACUUACAGACUCACUGUUAAAACCAUGUUCAUGGAAGACCAUCUUACUCGGAUAUGAGUGAUUGCCAAAGAAGAAGAAGCUUGGGAACCAUUGGGUUCCACGACAGAAGAAAGGAACGAUCUAAAUGGCAGGGGGUUGGACUCGAUGGCCCUUGUGGUCUCUUCCAACUCUAUGAUUCUAUGAAAUGUAUGGGUGGGGAAAUGAAUAAAUAACCCUAAUACUGUAUGUUACAUUGUUUUUAGAAUCUCCUUGUGACUUUGGGGAUUGAUAGGUGCUUGACAUGUUUUGGGUAAAUAAGGAUUUAUUUAGAUGCAACUUCAUGAAAAAUGCUUUCAUUGGCAUUGUCACAGGAUGCAUAGAUAAUUUUGCCUUAAACUUGUUUGCAUACAGGGUAGCAUGUUUAACACCUGGAAACCCAUGUGGGUAGUCUUGUUAGAAGACGGAAUUGAAUACUUUAAGAAGAAGACAGACAACAGCCCUAAAGGAAUGAUUCCUCUGAAGGGAAGCACCUUCACAAGUCCCUGCCAGGAUUUUGGUAAAAGAAUGGUGAGUAUGCAUGUUUUCUGAAGUACACUGAAGAAAGCAGGCAGGAAGGUGGGGGGUUUAAGCUAUGGAUUAGGUUUUUUCCACUGUAGUUAAGAUAUUGUCAGAUCUUGCUGGCUGCAUAAGCUGAUACUAGCCUUCCUAGUGUUUAGAGAGGAUGCCAUGCAAAUUCAGCCCAGCAAAAUGCUAAGACAGGGUGGGGAACCAGACGAUUUUGGACUCAAACACCUAUCAGCUUCAGCCAGCACGGCCAACGGUCAGGGAUGAUGGGAGCUGUAGUCCACCAACACCUGGAAAGCUGUUGGCUUCCCCAGCCCUGUUCUAAGAAAACAAUGCUGGUUGUUUUCUUUCUAAGGAUAGACUCAGGGCUUAUUCCAUUUGCCCUGCCUCUUUCCCCUGGGGUAACCCAGUCAGAACAAGUAGCCUUUGGGUUUUUCAUGGACUGCUGUUCCAGUUUUGUGGUGGGACAAUGGCAAAAUCACUUGGACCUGUGGCUAGAAAGAUGGGGAAAGCAGAAAACCAAAGCAUGGGAUGAGCGGAAGGGUGGACGAGCCCUUGCUUGACAGAUUUUUAUUGUUAUGGGAAUUUAUAUGAAACAGAGUUGUUAAGGUCCAGCAUGCAUCUUGACUAUACUUUGACAGUGCAGUUCUUCACACAGAUAAAGAACUGGGGACUAUUGAUAUUGUGGUGAGACAGCUUCUCUGUCUCCGAAAAACUCACAUAUCUGAGUAAGGGGCAGUAGGAAUUGUUGGCUGGAACUAAUGCUCUUCAGUUAGGAGGAACAGCAGUCUGAGCAUGUAACUGUUGCUGAACUGUAUGGGACCAUUUCUUUCCAAAUCAAUAUGUACAAGAUCAGACUGUGCUAGUCUUCCAAGAUUGGGGCAAAUUGAUUCAGUGUUUCCACCCCUGGAACACUGUAGUAGUCUGAGUGCUCGGUGCCUUUCUUAGAUAUCCGUCUGGGCAGAGAAGUCAGAAAGAUGAUUAGACCACUGCAGUUUUCCAGAAAGGGCAACAUGAGAGCAAUAGUUUAAAAUAGUCCUACUUUGGAAAGCAUGCAUGUGUUCCCAAGUCCCUUUCAGUUCAAACGGUUGUAUCCAACUUAGAACAAACCCAUGAAAAUGAAUGAACCUAACCAAGUCAUUUCCAUUAACUUCAAUGGGUCUACUCUGAGCACUCCUUGGAUACAACCCUAUUUUCUUCAAUAGUGUGUGGACUGUGCUAAUUCCCUAGCCUAAGAUAAAUUAGAUACCCAGCUUUUGCUAUGUUGUGUCUUUGUGUAUAAACAAUAAAUCAGCAUGAAUGUUUCCUGGUUAUUUCUGUAUUGCAUGAUCAAACCAAGGUUGCAGGUUUGAUGGGACAGCUGCAUAUUCCUGCAAUAUAGGGGGUUAGAGAUGAUCCUAAGAGUCCUUUCCAACUCUACAAUUCUAUGAUUCUAAGAGCAGAUAAUGGUGUAAAAAUUCUAUUCUGUUCCAUACUACUUUACACUUCCUUCCCAGCUUGCCCAGUUUAAGCAGUUUAUACUGCUGUAUUUAGGCUGCAAUUCUAUACAAACUAAGGGACGCGGGUGGUGCUGUGGGUUAAAGCACAGAGCCUAGGACUUGCAGAUCAGAAGGUCGGCAGUUCGAAUCCUCGCGACGGUGUGAGCUCCCGUUGCUCGGUCCCAGCUCCUGCCAACCUAGCAGUUCGAAAGCAUGUCAAAGUGCAAGUAGAUAAGUAGGGGUCCCUUUACCUCUAUACAUACUUACCUGGGCAUAUGCGCCAUUGAUCUUGGUGGGAAUUACUUCUGAGUAGGCAAGAACAUGCUUGUUCUGUUCGUUGCUUGUUAAUAUAAGCUGUGCUACCAAAUAUAUGUAAGCUGCACACACACUGUACCUUUAGAGCACAUUAUUUCUCUCAGAGAAUUCUGAGCAUUGUGAUUUGCCUUUCAGAGAGUUAUAAUUCCAAGCAACACUUAGCAAACCACAGUGCCCAGAAUUCUUUGAAGGGGAAAAUGUGCUUUAAAGGUCUAGGGUGCAUGCAGCCCUUAUGCAAUGGACAAGUGUAAAUCAUUAUGAAAUGGUUCUCUUCUAGUUUGUCAUGAAGCUCACAACUGCCAAGCAACAGGACCACUUCUUCCAAGCCUCUCAUCUCGAGGACAGAGAUGUCUGGGUGAAAGACAUCAAGAAGGCCAUUAAGUGCAUCGCGGGAGGGCAACGGUUUUCUAGGAAAUCCACCAGGAAGUCUAUUAAGCUUCCAAGCACCAUCAACCUGGGGUUCGUUAAAAUAGACUUCUUCAAAUAUUAAUUUAAAAGGCAGGAACAUAUUCUCUUGUUUACUUAGGGGCUAAUUACACAUAUGGGACGCGGGUGGCACUGUGGGUUAAACAACAGAGCCUAGGACUUGCCGAUCAGAAGGUCGGCAGUUCGAAUCCCCGCGACGGGGUGAGCCCCCAUUGCUCGGUCCCUGCUCCUGCCAACCUAGCAGUUCGAAAGCACGUCAAAGUGCAAGUAGAUAAAUAGGUACCGCUCUGGCGGGAAGGUAAACGGCGUUUCCGUGCGCUGCUCUGGUUCGCCAGAAGCGGCUUAGUCAUGCUGGCCACAUGACCCAGAAGCUGUACGCCGACUCCCUCAGCCAAUAAGGCGAGAUGAGCGCCGCAACCCCAGAGUCGGUCACGACUGGACUUAAUGGUCAGGGGUCCCUUUACCUUUAAUUACACAUAAAUGUGAUACUAUGGUUUCAAAAAAGAAAAGAAAAGCAGCCUUGAGAGAUGGAAAUUUGGGCUGGAGAAGUGAUGGGGAGGUAGAGGAGUGUGUUAUCCUUUCCCCAGCUCUCUCCCCCGCCCCCUCAGUCGCAUAUCCCAGUUGUUUAUCCUCCAAUGGAGCCUGGAAAAAAUACAUAUUAAAAUUGUGAGUAGAGAAAGGAUUAAACACACACACACACACACACACAUCCUCUUCUCCAAAUUCCCAUCUCUCAAAGCUGCUUUUUAUUUAUUUAAAGGAUAUAUGUGUGUGGAGCUAUUUUAACGGCAUUCACGCUUGGGUUGUAGUAAUCUGGUUUUAUUGAGUCAUCAUUUCUUUGCUUUCCUGUGACAGUAGCUGUUGGGCAGAUACGUAGGCACCAGGCAUUGUCAUAAAGCGAAGCUUUGUUUCCCCUAUUCCCAAAACGCACAAGAAACUCAGAACCUGGCUAGAACAAAGCACUGAGAUUACAAAAGUUAAAAAUAUUAAUUGACAAAAGAGGAAGUUGACUUUUUUUGUUUGUUUCCAAGUCCACUUGCAAUUUGACUUUCACUUAGAUUCAGUUAGGGGUAGGAACAUAAAGAGCUCUGGUGGCUCAGUCCAAGAGCCUAUAUAUAGCCCAGCAUCCUGUUCUUACAGUGGCCAAGCAGAUAUGUGUUGAAAACCCACAAGCAGGACAUGAGUAGACCAACACUCUUCCCCACUUGUGGUUCUCAGCAGCUGGCAGUUAGAGCCAUCCUGCCUCUGAAAGGGGAAAUAGGUGCUAUGAAUUUGUCUAACAUCCUUGUAAAGCCAUCCAAGUUGGUGGCCAUCACAACAUUCUGUAGAAGCAGAAAGUCCAAUCUUUGAGGGAAGCAGAUUUAUUGUGCAAGAGCUCCAAAUCAACCUAAAUUGUGCAACCUGAAUUUGCUGGAAUGUGAUUGAAUCCCACCUGAAAACAGGGAACAGCCUGGAAGCAGCCUGUGUUUAGACUUAUGUCUGUAUGAUUAUCACAACUGUGUUGUUGUUGUUUAGUCGUUUAGUCAUGCACGACUCUUCAUGACCCCCAUGGACCAGAGCACACCAGGCACUCCUGUCUUCCACUGCCUCCCGCACUUUGGUCAAACUCAUGCUGGUAGCUUCGAGAACACUGUCCAACCAUCUCGUCCUCUGUCGUCCCCUUCUUGUGCCCUCCAUCUUUCCCAACAUCAGGCUCUUUUCCAGGGAGUCUUCUCUUCUCAUGAGGUGGCCAAAGUAUUGGAGUCUCAGCUUCAGGAUCUGUCCUUCCAGUGAGCACUCAGGGCUGAUUUCCUUCAGAAUGGAUAGGUUUGAUCUUCUUGCAGUCCAUGGGACUUUCAAGAGUCUCCUCCAGCACCAUAAUUCAAAAGCAUCAAUUCUUCGGCGACCAGCCUUCUUUAUGGUCCAGCUCUCACUUCCAUACAUCACUACUGGGAAAACCAUAGCUUUAAAUAUACGGACCUUUGUCGGCAAGGUGAUGUCUCUGCUUUUUAAGAUGCUGUCUAGGUUUGUCAUUGCUUUCCUCCCAGGAAGCAUGGACAAAAGCUUUCAUAGAAAGGCCACUUAUUAGUUGUCUAAGUUAUAAAAGCAUGAGGUGAGCCUCCUUAAAGGAUGUAGGCUUUUCCUAUGCCUGUCUAAGGCAGGGGUAGGCAACCUAAGGCCCAUGAGCCACAAACAGCCCACGGGGGUCAUUUAACCGGCCCACGAGCCACCUGCUCAGUGAGUCCCCCUCUGCUAUGCUAAACCGGCACAGUGUGGCGCUGGGACUCGCUUCUGUGGCGCUGGAAAUCACGUCUGCGCAUGCACAGAUGCCGAAAAUCAUGUCUGCACAGAUGCAGAUGCCGGAAAUAACAUCUGCGCAGAUUCUGGAAAUCGCGGGCGCAUGCUCAUGCGCACACAGUCCAGCCCACGGAGAGAUCUCCGCCAGAGUGAACUGACCCAGGUGAGGGAAACCUUGCUGACCACCCCUGGCCUAAAGCAUCUUUCCCCCUGUCUGCUACAUUGUCAAGUGGCUCUGGUAAUUGCCUUGUAAAUAUGCUUUGUACUGCUGGCUGGGUGAGUGGUGAAGCAAGCCCAUCGCCACUUCAGAAGAAGAAGAAGAAGAAGAAGAAGAAGAGUUUGGAUUUGAUAUCCCGCUUUAUCACUACCCGAAGGAGUCUCAAAGUGGCUCACAAUCUCCUUUUCCCUUCCUCCCCCACAACAAACACUCUGUGAGGUGAGUGGGGCUGAGAGACUUCAGAGAAGUGUGACUAGCCCAAGGUCACCCAGCAGCUGCAUGUGGAGGAGCGGGGAAGCGAACCCGGUUCCCUAGAUUACGAGUCUACCGCUCUUAACCACUACACCACACAUUGGACUCAAACCAUAUGCUUACGUGAUGAUUCGGGUUUGACCAAAUAAGGUAGAAGGAAAUGCCUUCUCGCCGGUCAGGCUAAUGGUCCAUUAACACGAUACCAGCUACCCUGACUGUCAAAAGCUCCCAGUCAGGUGUUGCUUUCUCAGCCCUAGAUGACAGAGUCUUCCUAUUACCCAGAAAAUACGUGCUCCACUAUGAGUUAUCUGCAGUCACUGGCGGAGGAAGGGGGCGCAGGGGGGGGCGGUCCGCCCCGGGUGUCAUCGCUGAGGGGGGGGGUGACAUCACCCCCACCCCCCUGGGACAGCAUGUGCCAGAGCAGCUAGCUCUGCCUCUGACGGCAGUGAGUGGCCUCAUGAAAAUGGUGCUUUUAAAACAGCCAUUUUGGAUGCCCCUACACAAUGUGCUCUUUUUUGGGUUGUUCAUCUGUAUAGAAGCUCCCCACAGAACACAUCUGAUUCUAUAAUUAGGGGGUCAUUAAGGAUUGGAGUUUGAAGAGUCCCUUUGAUGCAUUUGCAGAAGUAAUUUAAACCCCAAAGAGCCAAAUCGAACAUUGUUUCCUAAUUCUGCCUCACUUCUCUCACUGCACAGUGAACUGUAUCUCUCAAUGAAAGACCCCGACAAAGGGAUCCGAGAAAUGAAGCUGGAAAAGGACAAGAAAAUUUUCAACCACUGCUUUACAGGUAAAGAGCUCUUAUUUUUCCCUUUCAAAAAAUGCUCCGUUGAGUAAAACAGGUGCUAUAAAAUGGAGUCGCGACAGGAAGCAGUUUGACUGGAGGAAAAUGUCAGUUGCCAUUCCAAAAUAGUUGAACCUGCCAGUUCCUGAGAAAAAUGUCCUAUAGAUAUUGGACAGAAUGUGGUGGCAUUGAGAGGGAAAUUGUUUCUAGUAGACAGAAUAUGAAAACCGCAUGGUCAAGGCUUUCCGAUAAAGUGGGCUUGAGUUUUGAAAGCUAAUACCACAGCAAAUUUGUUAGUCUUUAAUAUAGACUGGACACAGCCCUAAAUACUUCAUAUAAUUUACCGUAUUUUUCACUCUAUAGGACGCACCAGACCAUAAGACGCACCUAGUUUUUGGAGGAGGAAAACAAGAAAAAAAAUAUUCUGAAUCUCAGAAGCCAGAACAGCAAGAGGGAUCGCUGCACAGUGAAAGCAGCGAUCCCUCUUUCUGUUCUGGCUUCUGUGAUAGCUGCACAGCCUGCAUUCGCUCCAUAAGACGCACACACAUUCCCCCUUACUUUUUAGGAGGGAAAAAGUGAGUCUUAUAGAGCAAAAAAUAUGGUACAUAUUCACUGGCAACUGGAAUAUUUGGCAGAGCCUGGCUCAAGCCAAGCCCAGAUAUAGUCACCGCUGGCUUCAUAUUUCCAAACUGUAAUUGCAAUUUGAAUUUAAUUGAGAACACGUCUCUUUGAUAUGCUUAACUACUUGCAGUCUGCAGUACUUCAUUUUGUGCCUGUCUGCUCACACACUUUGGUUCAUUUCCUUGCCCUUAGGUAGUUGUGUAGUUGAUUGGCUCCUGUCAAACAACUCUAUCCGGAAUCGCCAAGAGGGUCAAAUGUUGGCAUCUGCCCUGUUGAACGAAGGUUAUUUUCAGCCUGCUGGAGAUAUAUCCAAGAGUGCACUUGAGGGCCUGUCAGAAACUUCCUUCCUUGACCACGAAGACGCCUAUUAUUAUUUUGUAAGUAGCAAUGCAUGACACUUCUUUGUGGGAUUGCUGGAGGUGGGGCAGCACGGGAACCCUAGAAAACAUAGCUUUUCAGACUGGCUGCAAUAUGAGGGUCUCAUCUAACGCAGUCUUUGUGGGUAGGUGUAUACUGUAUAUAUGUGCAUGUGUGUUGAAAUAUAUGUCCAUGUAUAUUUCCUGGUGGGACGCGGGUGGCGCUGUGGGUUAAACCACAGAGCCUAGGACUUGCCGAUCAGAAGGUCGGCGGUUUCAAUCCCCACUACGGGGUGAGCUCCUGUUGCUCGGUCCCUGCUCCUGCCAAUCUAGCAGUUCGAAAGCAUGUCAAAGUGCAAGUAGAUAAAUAGGUACCACUCCAGCGGGAAGGUAAAUGGUGUUUCCGUGCACUGCUCUGGUAUGCCAGAAGCAGCUUCGUCAUGCUGGCCACAUGACCCGGAAGCUGUACGCCGGCUCCCUCAGCCAAUAAAGCAAGAUGAGCACCUCAACCCCAGAGUCGGCCACAACUGGACCUAAUGGUUAGGGGUCCCUUUACCUUUACCUUUAUAUUUCCUGGUACUACACUUGGACUCCCCAUUGACUUUUUUCACAGGGCGUAUACUCCACAUUGCUUAAUACAGUUUAAACACCUUUCACUACUGCAGUUGGUGAGAUCAGAGCUGAAAGGUGGUCUAUUAGGUGCAAACAUCUUCAAAUAUUGAUGCUAGCUGACUGGCCCCCAAAGUUUCAUGAUUCAUCUAAUUUUACCUUCAACCAGAAUCCUUCCUUCUGUUUUUAAAGUGGAUGUGUUAGUUAUGCAGUAACAAGGAUUGACUUUUGACUGUUACAGGAUUGCAGCAUUGGUUUGGUUUUUCCCCCAGCUGCCACAAUUUUUUUAAUACAAUGUCUUGGAUACUUAUAUUUAAAUCUCUGCUUCCCAGCCUUUAAUUUAUUGCAAAGCACUUGGGAGGAAGAAUGAUUUGGCAUCCCUCUGCUUCAGCAGAAGCAAGCCAGCGUUCCUUCGAAAACUAGUGACUGUGAAUCACUGAAGUGCAAGAGCUGGCCUCAGUUAGCUGUCAUUUCAGAGGAAGCUGCCUUGUCUUCUUCUGUAAAUGUAUUCUAUUGACAUCUUUGUGGGUAUUUUCCUAUCCUAAGAGGGUUAAUUGUAAAUAUAUGACUCCAACCAUUUCCACAGGCCUUCUGGAAAUACAGGGUUGAAUUCAGUUCUACUGAAGUUCUACUCAGGGUAAACCCAUUGAGGUUGAUGGGCUGAAGUUAGUCAUGUCCAUUUAUUUGAAGGGUUCUAUCCUGAGUAUAACUAAUAUUGGAUAUAAUGAGUGGGAAUCAACAGAGUUGCUGCAUGCGAAGAAUGUGGUCUGCUCAUGCAAUGGGCCUCCCCAGUGUCAGGGACUGGCUGGAUCAGGAGGAGUGGUGGAGGCUGCCAGCCCAAGAGGAUGGCAACUUAGAGUAAGGUUACCAGAUUUUUCUCAUAUAAUCCAGGGAUACUUUUUUUUUAAAGAGAGGAAAAAAGUUAUUAUUAUUUUUUUAAAAAAGAAGUAAUAUCCUUCCUCUGGGCCCCGGUCUGCUCCUUUGGAGCACUAGCUGCCAUGGAGUAGGCUCAGGUCGGGCUUGGGCUCGGCCGCGUGUCCUUGCCCUCCCAGUGCUCUCCUACCUCUCCUCCUAAGCGGUGGCGGUGGCGGCGGCGGUGGCGGCGGUGGCAGUGGCAUGGCAAGGUCAGGGCUCCCUUCUUUUUUCUCCUUCCUCUUUCUCUCUCUUCCUUCUCCUUCUCCUCUCCUCCUCCUCCCUGCAUCGGCUCCAGGGUUUUCCUGGCGCCGGAGGGCUGCUGGGCAGUCAGCCAGGUAGCCGGGCGCUCUCGCUCCCAGCUCAAUUUGGGUCACACAGGGAGGGGGUGUCUGUGGUUCCCCCUUGGCAGCGGCAGUCUCAGCAGCCUGGAGCCAGCCUGGUAGCGCAGUUGGCUCUUGCUGGCUUCAGGAGCUGCUCGCUGCCGUGGCGCCCUCCAUUUUGCCUCGCCGGAAGUCCCCAUAUGUAUGAUGUGUCUUGUGCCGUUGAACCAAUCACACAACAUUCAUUCCCUACCAAUAAAUCUACAACACUUAAAAUAUAAAUCCGGGGACAUUAAAUGAAAUCCGGGGACAUUCCGGGGACGGAUUUUGUCCGGGGAGAGAUUUGUAAAUCUGGGGACUGUCCCUGGGAAACAGGGACAUCUGGUAACCAUAACGUAGAGCCCAGAGCCUGGGGGGGAGGGGGAUUGAGGAGCAGUCAGCAGAAGGGAUGAGCUGGAACUGAUAGAAGCAGGAGACCUGAACAGUCAAGGGUGUAGAGACAGUCCCAGUCCUACAGACUCUCUUCCCCCUCUGACUCCUCGCUCCAGGAGGGUCCUAUGCCAGACAGGCCCAGAGGAGGAGCUCACCCCCUCGACACAGCCUUCGUCUGCUUGGGAGGAACCCAGAGUGAGAGGAUAGAGGAGAGCGGCAUACCUAGGGUUUAGUUUCAGCAAUGCCUUCAUUGAGUUAAGAUGAAACAGGGACAUUGAUGUAUUGUUGGUACGCUGUUGUUUUGCUAAUAAGAAGCUAAUUUCAUUCCGUGCCUUCUGUAUAUGUGUCUACCCUGUGGAUGACCUGGUUCCUUGACAGCUCCUUGACACCCAUCCUCUCCUCCCCCCCACUCUCUAAUCUGCUCUGGAAAGUAAGGGGAGCCCUCAGAACAGGUUGGGUGUGUGUGCGUGAAUGGGGGCAAGAAAGAGGGGAAAGUCCCAUUGCAUGAGUAGACCUCAUUCCCCAUGUGCACACUCUACUUAGGACUACAAUGAAUUCUAUAAAACCAGACCUUCGAUUUGGUACAUCCAUCCUAGUGAGUUUGAGGUUCUACUUUUAUCACUAAAUGGAGCUUGUGGGGGUGGAAGUGGGAAUGAACCUUCUCUUUCCCCUCUUACUUCCCCCUGUUCCACUGCUCGAAGACUUUUGGUAUUGGAGUUUGUGGUGUGGAUUUAAGCAAUGAAGCGUGGGAAGAUAAGGAGUAGGUACAUUGUACUCCAUCCCCUGUGUGCUUCACUUCAUGACAAAAGUGCUUUAUAACCAGUGCACAACUGUUUGUUGUUGUUUAGUCAUUUAGUCGUGUCCGACUCUUCGUGACCCCAUGGACCAGAGCAUGCCAGGCACUCCUGUCUUCCACUGCCUCCCGCACUUUGGUCAAACUCAUGCUGGUAGCUUCAAGAACACUGUCCAACCAUCUCGUCCUCUGUCGUCCCCUUCUCCUGGCACCCUCCAUCUUUCCCAACAUCAGGGUCUUUUCCAGGGAGUCGUCUCCUCUCAUGAGGUGGCCAAAGUAUUGGAGUCUCAGCUUCAGGAUCUGUCCUUCCAGUGAGCACUCAGGGCUGAUUUCCUUCAGAAUGGAUAAGUUUGAUCUUCUUGCAGUCCAUGGGACUCUCAAGAGUCUCCUCCAGCACCAUAAUUCAAAAGCAUCAAUUCUUCAGCGAUCAGCCUUCUUUAUGGUCCAGCUCUCACUUCCACAACUAGUUUGGCCUUCAGACAGGCCUUCUCAGUCUUCUGUAUGCAUGAUUAUCUAGAUUGCCAACUUCAUUCGCUGAUGCUCUCUAAGGGAAUGCUAGUUGCAUAGCUGUUGGCAAGGUCCCAUAUAAACAGUCCUGAGAUUCUACAACUCUAGUUGGCAACUUUUUUAAGAAAGAAAAACAAACACACGCCAUAUUUUGUUGCUGAACAAUUUUGGUUGUGCCAUCUGACUCACUCCUCCAUGACAAGGGCUUCCUUAAAUUAGGUACUCUAAAUUUCUUUUUCAUAGAAUGCAGAUGAAGAGAAGAGUUAUUUAACCCUCCCUUGACCCCACCCCACCCUGCUCCAGUGUGACCAGGGAGAGGAAGAAAGAGUACUCUCCAUAUUCUGCAUUUCAGUUGCUCAAUCCAUUUCGCUCGGAUAUUGACUUGUAUGCACAAGAAAGCAAGGCGAGAACUUUCUCUGAGCCUCUACUGAUCACAUCGGAGAGGAAGUAACUUAAAAUGCUGUUUGCCACAAAGGAAAAAGGAAUUUGGUGCAUACCGUAUUUUUCGCCCCAUAGGGCGCACCGGCCCAUAGGACACACCUAGUUUUUUUGGGGGGGAAUAAAGAAAAAAAAUUAUUUCCCCCCCCCAGGCACGGGGCUGGGGCAGGGGAAGUCCAAGCUUCCCCCGACCCCAGCCCCCAGAACAGGCAGCUCUCUGCAAGCCUUGGGAGACCGGCGCGACUUCCCGCCGGGCUCCCACACCUUGUGGAUAUCUGCCUGAAGCCCAAACCAGGUCGGGGAACAGCGGGAUGGCGGUGCUCCGCCUCCCCGCUGUCCCCUGAGCUUGUGGGGCUGGCGGUGGGGAGACCCGCAUUUCUCCCCACCGCCAGCCUCCAAACCAGGUUGGGGAACCGAAGCCUGGGGCGCGCUGUGCAGCGCGCCCCAGGCUUCGAGAUGCAGGCUGCUAUCCACAAGCCUAGGGAGCCCGAUGGGAACUCCCACGGGCUCCCAAGGCUUGCGGAGAGCUUCCUGAAGCCUGGAGAGCAAGAGGAGUCGGUGCGAAAGCCUGCAUUCGCCCCAUAGGACGCACACACAUUUCCCCUUCAUUUUUGGAGGGGAAAAAGUGCGUCCUAUAGGGCGAAAAAUACGGCACUUCCUAUAUACAUGCUUUGUUCAUCAUGCAUGUAUUCACUACAAUGCAUAAAUCUUAGCCUGUAGUCCAGGUAAAAGAAUGACAAGUGGGAUCCCAAUUCUGGGAUAGGGGAGAGAUUGAGCUCACAGCCUAUUUGUUUGGAAGCUUUGGAAAGUUCAGCAGAUGCUGACAUUAUUUGCUGUCUUAUUUAGAAAUAUUUUUAACCUUCAUUGCAAAGCAAUGAAUCUAGAGUAACACAUCAAACUUGAAAGAUACUCGGAGUCGAGUGUGGAUUUCAUGCUCUUUAUUCAGCUCAUAGUAGCGAGGAAUGAAGGUUCCCCCACAAUAUCUGUUUUAUAUACAUUAUUUGCACAAUGGGCCACAUGUGAUUGGCUGAUUCUGGGAUUCUCCUGUAGGCCAAUCAGGUUGCGGAUUCACUUCCACCUGGAGCUGGAUUGGUGGCUCCUGUGGACCAAUCAUACUGCUGCAUUGUUCUAGGACCAAUCAGACUGCUGCAUUCUGAAUCCUAUUGUUCUAGAACCAAUCAGACUGCUGCAUUUUGGAUCCUAUUCACUCAGUACAUAUCAAAACUAUUUCAGGUGACGUUAGCAACAUGGUCUUGUUCUUUCCUUAAAACAGGCAGACAGUGGAUUCUUCAGUGAAGGGAAUUCCAGUGAUGAUGAUGGGAUCUUCAAGGAAGAAUUCAGAGGUGCAGUGGUCAAACAGGGAUGUUUACUGAAACAGGUUGGUAUAGACCUUGUUUGCUGUGAUGGCUCAGAAAAGCAGUCAAUAUAGUACAGAAAUAUAAACCUUCUUAGGGAAACUGCCUAUGCUGAAACCUCUCUUGACUCUCAUAGCUGUGCUGUGUUGCUCAGUGGCCAUCAGCAGGUGAAACAGGGCAUCCUUCAAAUCCCCCGGGGGGUGUGUGUGUCACAAUUGAUCUGGUUUUGCCCAAUUCCAACAGAAUUGCAACACUGCCGUCACGCACGGGGCAUAUGAAGACUUUAUAACCAUGUGACUCACUGAGCUUGUCACUUGCUUCAUGCAAUCCUAAGAAGAAAUUGCAGCACUGAGAGGAAAUGAUUCCAGACUGAAUCCACAGUAGAACUUUGGCCGUCAAUUUUGAGGCACUUUCAGGAAUAUAACUGGCACAGUAUACAAAAUGUGAAGGGGAAAUGAAUUCUAAAUGUUGUGUUUUCUUUCUAGUACUUUAGAGACAUUCUUCAGUCUGAAUUAUUUCAAGAGAUACUGAGUUUUAUAAGGAAGCAAAAGUACCACUUUUUUAAAAGGGUGUGUAUUUGGAGUUACCCAAGCGAACACUUUUAAGAGGCUUUUUGGAUGUAAGCAUUGGUGCAAGAAAAGCUUGCAUUAUAGCUAGUUUGAGGCUGAACAAUAUAUCGCCUAAGGUCUACAACUGACCUGUAGAAGCUGUUGCCACAGAUCUUCAUUCCUUCUUGGGAAUAAUACUCAUUAUAGUCUGUGCUCUAGACCAGGGGGUCCCAAUCUGUGGUCUAUAGACCAGUGGUCUGUGAGGUUUAUUCAGGUGGUCCACAGCAUGUUCACAUUAAAUUGACAUAUUUAUUUUUUAUUGCUUCUUUAAUUUCUUAUAUUGUACUUUACUGGAUUGCAAAUUGAAUUCUGUGGAAGGCAAAUAAAAUAUAAGAAAUAAAGGAAGCAAUGAAAACAGUAAGAAAUCAUACAGCAUCUAGCAUAUCGCAUUGCAAUUGCUAAAACAGGCAGAAAGAAUCAUUAAGUGGUGAUUAGCAAUUUUCAAAUGGUUCAUGGGGAAAAUAGUUUAGAGCAGUAAUUGCCAAACUAUAACGGCUAUUUCCCACCCAAGAAAGAACCAGCAACCUUCUGAAAAUGAAGAUACUGUAUGUGGCAAUUGGUUUUAGAGGUCAAUUUUAAUUGCAUUGGGAAUUCUAUAGAAGGGUGACAUAUACAUCCCUAAAAUAAAAUGAAAUAAAAUAACUUUUAGGGUCUUGAUUGUGCUGAGGCAGCAAAAGCAGUAGAACUCCAGAAAAACCCAUGGAUACUCUGCUUCUGACAUUCCUGGGAUGCAGCCAGGGGAUUUUUUGAGCAGAAACGUACCUUUUUAAAAUCAAAUAAUUGUUUUUUUGGCCAGGGGAGAGGGGAGCUGGAACAGAUAUACACCCAAUGCCUGAGCCAAAAAUCCACCUAUAUCUGUAAUCAAUAAAGUUGUGGCCAUUUCUAAUCCAGAUCCCUGUCUGCUUGAGUUUAUGAAUAAUAUCUUACAUUUAGCCACUGCCCGGGGGGAGGGGGAGAGGUGUUGCAAUGUGACUGGAUCUGCAAUAAACAAAAAAACCCCAAACUUACUUCUUCGUGAAUUUCCCCAACUUUCUCCCCCAGAAGAAAGCGCUGUGUGCAGCUAUCACAACAUUCUCGCUUAGCUACCACAGUGUUCUUCACUUCUGUUUUUGGGAUUUGUUAUUGCAGUGCAGAAAAUGAAAGUCAUACAUUCAUUACAUUUAUUUAGGGGCACCGGAGGAAAAACUGGAAAGUACGAAAGUUUGUCCUGAGAGAAGACCCUGCCUACAUGCAUUACUAUGAUCCUGCAGGGGUAAGCCCAUUUUCUGUGGUUUUGCUGGACAUUUGAUAUGAAACCCGCCUUCAGAAUCAUUGGUUUGAAUGGCAGGGUUGUUUAUGUGAAUUGUGUUCAGUUGCUGGGACCUCUCCUCUUGAUGAAAAAAAAGUAUCUUCAUUUUUAAAAAUAUCUAUUUAUUUUAUUGAACAAGAAAAACCUUAAAAUACAUUCCAUACCGACAUACAUUCCAUACAUUCCAUAAAUUAUAAAGUUUAUAAAGAAUUGAAAUAGAAGGGGGGGGGAGAAAAGAAGAAAAAGAAAAAAGGAAUUAAAAGAAAUAAAAGUAUAAGUAGAAAAAGGCUAUACUUUUAUCUGAAGUACACAUCAGCAAAAGAAAAGAAACUUCCAACUAAACCCAUUGUACUAUUUGACCUUUAAGCUAUUAUUUACACAGUUUCCUAAAGUUGUUUCUCUUCAUCUGAAAUCUGACGUUUUCCAACAAUUACUUUAUAUUACAUGGCUCAUUCAAUAUCUGUCAGGAAGUUUUCAUUGUCACAGUACCCUUUGAGAUAUUCCUUAAUUACUAUCCAUUCCUUAUUAACUUCUUGUGUUGAGUUUCCUCUCACUGUUCCUGUUCUCCUUGCUAAUUGUAAGUAUUCUAUCAAUUUGGCUUGCCACUCAAUCUUUGAAGGGAUAAUUUCGCUUUUCCAAUUUCUUGCUAUUAGAAUCCUUGCUGCUGUAUCUUCAGGGCUGUAUAUUCUAAUAUAUUUUAUCAACUUAUUUAUAGGCCACCUUUCAGGGCAUAACCCCACGCAAGGAAGCUUAUAUGUAAUAAAAACGCAAUACAAUGCAAAGUGAAACAAAAUCUGAAUGGCAGUAGUACAAUCGUUAUUUAAAACAUGGACUGGUUAAAAUAGGGUUGCCAAAAGUUAAAAUCCAGACAAAGUUGUUGAGGUGUUUUUUUAGCGGGGGAGGGAUUAGGUCAAAAUUGUUGACUUCUUUUUGGGAACAUCUCCACACAAAAAGGAAGACGUUUGGGGGCUUUUUUGGAAUUUUUUAGGGAUUAAUUUUUGAAAAAUGACACCCCUCCCCACCAUACGUCUCGGUUUCCCAGACAUUUUGCAAAUUCGGCAAAAAUCCACCUGGACGCCAUUCUACUGGCUGAUUCGUGAACAUGUCCGAGAAAUUCCGGACAUAUGGCAGCUCUAAGUUAAAAUAACUGAAUAAAAUAACUGAAUAGAUUUAUGCAGCCAAAAAAGCUGUAUAAAACAGCUCUCUGGUUUAGCCACAUUUAAUAAACACCUAAAUAAAGGGGAAGUAUCCCAAUUUUUUGGUUUGUGCAGUGAGUACAAAAUGCACCUAUUUCAGAAACGCUUUGUCAAAUGAGCUUCAGUCAGCAAAGUGGCUCCCAUCCCCCAACUUUUGCAACUUGUUCUGUUGCACAGUUUUUCUUCCAUCUGUUCUGACCCUUCUGCCAAUACACUGAGUUCUAACGUUAUGUGUCUGAGAGAGAGGGGGGGAAACCUUUUCAUUAUUUCCACAUGGUUCAUAAUGUCAGUAACUCCCAGUGAAACCUACUUUCCUUCACCUUUCUUCUACACUGAAGAACCCCGAUUUUCUGGUUUUACUCUUCGAUUGCCUAUAGCCCAUAGCUGUCAACGUUUCCCUUUUUUUACGGGAAAUUCCCUUAUUCCGAAUAGGAUUCCUCGCAAGUAAAGGGGAAAGUUGACAGCUAUGCUAUAUCCUGUGCCAACACGCACACACACACAGCCAUAGCCAUGUCCAUCUCAUUUCAAAAUGAGUUUUUAACCAAGAUAAGAGACUCAAGUUCUUCAUGAUUUCCUCCUAGAUCACACCAUGGCCUGCAUAAACACACACACUGAUGGCCGUAAUAAUUUCUGUCGUGUUGGUUUCAGCUGGAAGCGAAAAAUGGUUCCCAGAAUGAGUUUUUAGCCAAGCUAACGAUGGUUUGAUUUUGAAUCAUUUCAGGGGGAAGAGCCACUUGGAGCCAUUCACUUGAGGGGUUGUGUGGUGACAGCGGUUGAAGACGCACCAGAUGGUAAGCAGCAGCACAUAGAGACUGUCCCUCAUGUUGUGCAUGUUCAUGCUUCAUUCUAAGAAGUCUUUGUAAGACUUCUGGUGGUGCCCCUAGGCGGGUGCCUCAGACAUCUCUUUCUUUCUUUCUUUCUUUCUUUCUUUUUCCUUCCUUCCUUCCUUCCUUCCUUCCUUCCUUCCUUCCUUCCUUCCUUCCUUCCUGUAAGUCUCCAGUCCUCUCAGAAAGAAAGUUGUGAAGCAAAAUGUGCCUCCUGGUACUGAGGAAUGCUUGGUUUUAGAGAGGAACAGCAGUGUAUAGCUGACUUUCCAUCGUAUUUGUUAAGUUGUGGGUGAACAUAUCAGACGACACAGCGAUUCUUCAGACAGCUCUUGUUUAUUCACAGGCCAGAACAGGGCUGAGGGGUUCAGCCAACCUGCUUAUAUAGAGCUCAACUACAAAACAACAGUAGCAACUUUCUGUAACUAUCCAAUCACUGAACGUCACUUUCAAUUCCUUAUUUGCAUAUGCAGACCUGAGUGAAAACUAGCUACAGUAUCCCCCUGCUGGCCCAGGGUGAGAACUUCAGUACAUAACACCAUGCAUAAGAUUGUCAAGGGCAGGGCCGUCUUAACCAUAGGCGCCAGGGGUGCGGGGCAGCCAGGAUCUGAGGGGCACCAGGCCAAGAGUCCGGGGCCCGAGAAUUGGAGUCCGGGGAAGAGCCCGCACAUUGGUUGGAACGCCGCGGCGGGCUCUUCUGCUGUGGGCAGCUCUGCGCCGCGAGUUCGGGGGCGAGCAAGCCAGCGAGGUGCUGAGGUGGGCAGGCGGCUCCACCCUCCUGCGCGCCUGGGAUUGGCGUAGGGCUGUGGAGAGGCCCACCCAGCGCACGCUGCUUACACCACGAGGUGCCCAGCUUUGCUCAGUCGCCGACGCCUCAGGCUGGUUUGUUGCGCUGGGCUCUUUUUGUUUCCUGUUUUCUUUUCCUGAGCAGAGAAACACGUGGUCUCAGCACCCUAAAAAAAAGUCGACAACUCUGGGCAACCUGGAAGGGGGGCGCCAGGCGGAUCUUUGCAUGCACUCCGCGCCACAUAUACUUAAGACGGCCCUGGUCAAGGGGUGGUUGCCACUCUAGUUUUGUGUUAUGCCACAUCCCCUCUAUGGCAGCCAUUUUGUGAUGGGCAGCCCCAGCACGCUUUCAAAAUUCAAAAUGUCCCUGGUGGUCUAAAAAGGUUGGUGACCCCUGCUUCUUAACAUAUUCGAGGCCUGGAAGCAAAUGGCUCAAACACUCAGUUUUGCUGAUUCCCAAACUGGGGCAGUCACAUGAAAAAAAUCAGCAUCUCCCUCUUAAUAUGUCAAUUAGAUAGAAUUAUCUUUGAAUGUGAGCUGAAUUGAAUGUCUUUCCCCAUCCAUAUUUCCUUGUCAUGAAGGCAUUUUGAUCUGUUCAUUUAUGCUUAAAUCUGUCUGCAGGUAAAACCAACAUUGGCUAGAAUUUUCUUGUGAUUUAUUCUGUCUUUUCAGUAUCAGUAUUCAAUAUCCAUACAAUGCCUAAACAGAGCACGAGAGAGGCUUAGAAAAGGUUGGGAACAACGAUACCAUUUCUGACCAUUAGUGCUGGCGCAGGCUCAAGUUAGAGUCCCACCAUGCUGGGUCACUGGCUUAGCUAACCACGAUGCUGGCAGAUAUGACUCCCAAUUUCAAAUGAAAUGCAGGCUUAUAUAUGUAUGUAGAGUUGAUUUUCUACGUGGAAAUUGGAAGAUUUUCAAUUGUGUUUGCGAGAGUUGUGUGAAAAUGGAAGAGACCAUUGAGCCAGAAGAACUGAAACAGCUCCCAGACUCCUUUGCUCACAGUCUUCUUUUUCUCACAAUUAGGUAAGAAAAAUGAUGUCGGGGGCAACCUGUUUGAAAUCAUUACUGCAAAUGAGGUCCACUACAUCUUGCAAGCAGCCACCUCCACAGAACGUACAGAAUGGAUCAAGGCCGUUCAAGUGGUUUCCAGGACUGGAAAGUGAAAAACUAUAAACUCUAGCAAAAUACGAGUGCCUCUUGUUCAAAGGGUUUCUCCACACAACUGGCUAUCUGUAGCCUUGUUCUCGUUCACAGAUACCAGGGUGGUUAUAACCCUGAAACUUUUAUUUGACAAUAACCUGUCUUAGAAUUAGUACAGUAUUUCAUGGGCUUGUGUCCUGUUCGCUUUCUAUACCUUCCCAUUAUCCAAAACAGGAUCAUUUGGCCUUGUCACAAGAGUCUGUAAAGUUUUCUCAUGUACCACCAAGUAAAUAAGAUGCUACUUUAAGGCAGAUGCAUGACUAAGUGUUACGUAACCUUUAUGAUUUCUGCAUAUGGUAGUGGUUUGGGGGGAAUUGUUUGUAAAAUGAGUUUUGUAUUUUAACAAAUCCUAACCCUCUUCACAUAUAUGUGUAUCUGUAAGAAACCCCAACUGAAGUAAAUGGAGUUCUAUUUGCCCUAAGAGUAUUAAAACUACAGCUAAUAUCAUGG
This is a messenger RNA of Podarcis lilfordi (Lilford's wall lizard), 78050 nucleotides long. NCBI's taxonomy places the organism in Eukaryota, Metazoa, Chordata, Lepidosauria, Squamata, Lacertidae. The record is from the annotation of a GenBank genome assembly.